Molecule: messenger RNA, 63872 nt
Organism: Podarcis lilfordi (Lilford's wall lizard)
Lineage: Eukaryota; Metazoa; Chordata; Lepidosauria; Squamata; Lacertidae
Source: the annotation of a GenBank genome assembly
AUGGCCUUCACGUUUGCUGCCUUUUGCUACAUGCUCUCCUUGGUCCUGUGUGCGGCCCUCAUCUUCUUCGCUAUUUGGCAUGUGAGUAGCUCUUUCCCGCAAAUCCUCCCCCUACACUCACUCUCUCUCUCUCUCUCACACACACACACACACGCACAAAUUCCACUUUCCACCAUUUCCAGCCACCUUACAUUCGAAACAAAUUCUUCCAUAGCUGUCAACUUUUCCCUUUUCUUGCGAGGAAUCCUAUUCGGAAUAAGGGAAUUUCCCUUUAAAAAAAGGGAAACGUUGACAGCUAUGAAUUCUUCCCCUCAAAGAAUUCAGGGCAUUGCCGUUUACCCUUCGCACAGUUUCAGUUCCCAGCAACCCUUAGCAAACUACCGAGCCCAGAGUUCUUCGAGGGACAAAAAUGUGCUGCAGAUGAGUUUUGAAGGUAUGCAAGCCUUAUUCUUGUUCCUCAUAGAUGGUUCGCUCUUGUGUCAACCUGGUGCCUUCCAACAUCUGGAAAUCCCAUCUCCCGUCAGCCCCGGCCAAUGUUGCCGACGGCCAGGGGCGAUGGAAGUUGUAGUCCAAAAAUUUCCAGAAGAAGGCUGGUUUGUGCAAGACAUACUUAUUCCUUCAUGACUGGAACAUCUGGGAGAGCAAAGGCUACAGCUUUUAACAUCAUCUUGUGGGCAAUGCUUUUCAAUGGAGACAACUGACACAUCCAGACUCUGGUUGUCAGGGGUGUACAGAAGUCCCUGCCCCCCAUGUCCAGUGACUGCAUGCAAGGGAUAGUGGAAUUACACAGGCUAGCUGCAUCCCCAAAUGCAGUGCGGUUCCCAAGCAUGUCCCCCACCCCCAGACCACUUGAACAUUGGUGAUGGUCUUGGUGGACCACUUAAUGAUUUUUCUGCCUGCUGUAGCAGUUGUAAUGUGCUAUGCUAGAUACUGCAUGAUAUACAAUAUAAGAAAUAAAAGAAGCAAUUAAGAUACAAUUAAAGUCAAUGUGAAUAUUUAAUGCAGACAUGCCAUGGACCACCUGAAUGAUGCUCACAGACCACUGGGUCCAGAUCCAGGAAAAAGGCGGAAUAUAAAUAAAUAUAGUAAUAACCCUUGCCCUAAUGGGUGUUCAUUGAGUCUGUAUGAAGGCGACUUGCAUUUGCACAGAUAUAUGCCCAUAGAUAUCAUAUGUGAAUGGGAAUCCUGGCCAGUUACAAUUCCGAUUUGUACGGAGAGGACCUGUAUGUAUAUGCACGACCUUCACACUGGCGCUAGAAGUACGGCUGACAGGGAAUGUGGCAAAUGUGUGUCAGUGUAACUACCAGGUGUAACCUUGUUGCACCCCACCUUCAUUAUUUGAAUCUGAACACUUAUUGUCACUAAUCAGGUGUAGACAAAUUAAGUGAUCUUAUUUGUGAACGACACAUUUAUCAGGUUUAUUUUCAGCCCCUGCCUCAUGAGUUUGGCUUUUCCCAGUGGCUAAAAAGUUGGAUACUUUGCCAGACGAGUUACUCAGCUACUUGGUAGAAAGUCAGGAGCAGUCCACAAAAUAUGUCACACAUUUGAAAGGAGGUGUGUGGAGGGAAGGUCGGGGAAACAAACUUGUCAGAUUGCCUUACUGAUAGGAUUUUAUGAUGAUCAAGUCAGGAGAGCCAUUGUGGUGUAGUUAGGGACUAGGACUGUGGAGAUCUGGUUCGAAUCUCCACCAAGCCAUGAAGUUCACUAGGUGACCUUGGGCAAUCCACUAUCUCUCAGCCUAUCGUAUAUGUGAUGAUAAUAUGGGGAAAAGAAGAGAGCUGCAUAUGUUAUCCUUGUUCCUUGGAAGAAGGGUCAGAUAUGAACGUAGCAAAUAAUAAAGGCUACAUUCCUCCUCCUUGAAAUUUCCACCCACAACAUGGGCUUUCUUCUUGUUGUACUUAGCAUCAGAUACUAGUAGCAAUCUUCACUUGAUAUCACCUGCAGCUCCAUCUCUGUGCCAGAGUGUGCUAUAGUCAAAUGGAUACGCUAGACAAGAUUCAGAAAAACUAGACAUAAGUGUUCAAUGGGUAACAAAAUAAAAUUAGACAAGGUAUGUUUUGUUCAGACUGGUUUUCAGCCUGCUCCUCCAUCUGGAAAACCAUCUUUUUAUAUAGCUGAUUCAUGGGAAGUUACCGGUAAAUUAGAUUUUUAAAAAAUGUUUUGGGAAAUAGUUAUCUUUAUCAAGCAGAUUCACUCGGAUAAGUACCACCUUCUCAAAUCCAGGGGUGGGGAUGCAUAAUAUUUCCUGAAUGUAAGGACCCAAAUUUGUUAGGGUGCUUGUUUUGACAACCAGGACAUCAAAAACCCUUAUCCACUAUCUGAAAACAUAGCUAUGUACAUAUUCAAAACAUGUUGUUCUUGAUUGUCAGGUAAUCAGAAAUUUGCUCUUGGGAAUCUUCUACCUGAAAGCACAGAUGCAUAGAUGCCACCUUUUGAUGGGAUGCUGUUCUUGAGGUCCAGGCCUUCAGAAUAUCCUCUUGCCUAUAAGGGAUGAAGUAGAUGAGUCCUUGGAGAUCCAUAAUUGCAUCUCUUGUCUCUUUUAAUUUGUUUCAACAGCAGCCCUAAUGAGGGAAGUAUCAGCUGGAGGGGGGAAAUUUAGAUGAGCAAAAUGAUGGGCAGGAGGAUUAAGUCCCAUCCCUCAACACUGUCAUCCUGAUCUAAUCCCCCCUGGCUUCUUUUGGAAUAAAUUAAAAAGAGAUGGAAGAUCGAAUCACAGAACUCUAAAGUCUUGUCAGGUUGGGUCCUCAGAGUCUGUUAUCUAAAGACACAGGUAUCAACAUUUGAUGGAAGUACUGUUUUUGAUUGGUCACCAGAAAUUCUUGCCCAUCAGAAUCUCCUAUCUAAACAGCUAUCUAUUUAUCAUAAAUAAGAUGAGAUGCUUUUUAAAAAUAGCACUUCUAAAUAUAUAUUUCUCUCAAUACACUUAGUACAUUAGUCACUCAUACAGAGCUCUACAGGUUUGGCUGGCAUUGGUAGCCAAAGAUGUGGCUGUUAAGCCCUUACCCUCCCCUGGUCAUUAACCUUGCAUUGUACCUCUUAAAGGGCAGUCACCUGCUCCCCUCUGUUUGCACAGGAAAGAAUAGCCAGGUUGUUGACUUAGCUGCUUCACUGGCAACACAAAUCCCAAAGUUGCUUUUGUUAGCUACUUUGAACACACCUGCUUGAGAAGGAAAGUGUGGGUUAUAAAUGUUGCAAUGAAUGAAUGAAUAGAUAAAAUAAGUCCUCUGGCCUUCCUUCCUACCUUGAAGCUGGGGAGGGGGAUGGAAUCACUGCAUAUGUGUUGGGGUGAUCCCUGCCUACUCCUACAUCUCCAACGAAGGCUAUUGGCUUAUCCUGAUCAGCAGAGGAUGUCAUCACAUUCACCAUAGUGAAUGGAAGUCUGUCUCGUGAUUGCCUGGCACAUUGCUGUCAUUUGCAGUACUGAAUGAAUCAUUGAACAACAAAAAAAGAAAAGUAUGGUAAUAUCCAUUGGGGUUAAUAAAACAACAUGGACAAUGUUAUUUUAUUUAGUUAUUGGUCUGAAAUGUGACCCCACAAUGCCUCUCUAAUUGCACUGAUAUGGAUUGUAUGGUAGUUAUUUACUCAUGAGGCAAUCUGCACAUGGUCAGAUGGUGUUGAUAUUUCCACACAUGGUCAAGUGUUGUUCACAUUUACAGGAUUGUGCCACAGCAUUUAAGUAAGGUUCUGGUGCUACGCUUUGCUGAACCCUGGCUCAAGUGAAAUCUCUUUAUAUAUUCACGUGACUCAAUUUUAUGGGAAAUUCUGGUUCCAAGUGGCUUACGCGAAAAUGCUUCUCAUGGAGUUUAUGGAGUGAGAAAGUGCAUGUUUGUGUUAGUGAGGAAACCGUGGCAUUCCGUACUUGUUCUAGGUUUCUUUUAAUGGGGGUGCUCACUUAUUUUUCUGAUUUGGUAGAGGGCUGCUUGCUAUUUUCCUUCUUGUGUGCUAGAUUGGGGUAGAUAACAUAGGGCCCUUGACAUGUUGGACUGCACCCCUGCUAGUUGGUCAAGCUUGCUGGGGCUGAUGGGAGCUGAGUCCAGCAACAUCUGGAGGGCACCAUGCUAGCUGCCCCUGCCCUACACAGAGAACAUAUUGGUAGUUAGUUAAGUUUAAUACACUCUGCUUAGGACUUGUGUAUUCUUUCAUAUAAGAGUUUAUUGUGUCUUGGUUGUCAGACACUAUGCCCCAAGAAACCUGGGUACCUGUGUUAAGAGAAUUUUGACAAAGGUAGAAGAUUCUGAUAAGUAUGAGCUGUUGUUGGCUUGGUUGGCAAAAGCAGGACAAUCAAAUAUUGGUAUUCAUGUAGAAGAUUGACUAGUGUUUGUCUUUGACUCAACCUAGAGAAGAAUAUACUCAUAUUUUACAUUUUCAUGUAUUUUUAUUUACAUCAGUAAAUACAGAUAUAGUAGCUAUGCAAAGCUUUGGUGUCUGGGCUGGAUGAAGUAGUCCAUGCCUACUAGAUGCUGAAUGUACAUCUUUGUCGUUAUUAGAUAUCCACAGCAACAUGUGUCAGCGAAAUGACCAUAUCAUGCCAGACAGAAGUUUGCUGCUGCUGUGUGUCUUCUAUGUAUGGACUGCAUUCUAUGCCAUUAGGAACACUGCCUGUUAGGAGGAUUGUAUGUAUGAGAUAUAGAAUUGUAGAAAUGUAGAGUUGGAAGGGACUUCAAGUGUCAUCUAGCCCAAUUCCCUGCAAUGCAGGAAUCUCAACUAAAGCAUCUACGACAGAUGGCCAUCCAAACUCUGCUUAAAAACCUCCAAGGAAAGAGACUCCACCACCUCCCUAGGGAGUCCAUUCCACUGUCAAAUAGCUCUUACCGUCAGAAACUUCUUCCUGAUUCUGAGCCAGAAUCUCCUUUCUCAUAAGCUGAAGCCAUUGGUUUGGGUUCUACCCUCCAGAGCAGAAGAAAACAAGCUUGCUCCAUCUUCCAUGUGACAGCUCAUUAGAUAUUUGUUAUCAAGAAGUAAUUUCUCCCACACCCUAUGUCCAGGGAUUCCAGACUGCAGUGCAAAAGGGUCCAAGUUAGAACCAAAGCUCCAUACACACUACAGUUUUGGUGCUAUUCAACACCAUUACGGAAUUUCUCAAUAAAAUACUUCCUGACAAGUUUUUAGUGUUAUUCAGAUGUAAAAUAGCGCAUUACGUUCUGAUCAUCUUUUCCCCAAGUUGAGAUUUGUCUUGUCCACAUUUUCUAAAAUGCAUUGACACUGAUUUUCACGUAUCUUUCAGCACUUUCACCUUUAAAAGAUGAGGAUAUAAAAGACACACUUACACACCCACUUAAUCCCCCCCCCCCCAUCAAAGCAGCUCAGGGAAUUUGAAGGGCAAGAGAGCUCUGACUCCCUCAGCCACUGAGGUUUUCUUUGCAAUUAAGCAAGUAACUAUAACAACUGCCUGCUUGCAAAUGCCACCACAACAGUAUCUGUGGAGAUGAAAGCAGGAGGCAAAGGAAAAGAAGAGUCACUCAGCACCACGGAGAUAGACACCGGGGGUGGAGAAGCUGAAAGAGAACUGUAAGGCUAUGUCUCUGGAAGGCUGUGCUCUUACCACUAGGCACUCACCUGCCUUGAUCUCCACAUGUCCCUCUCUAAAACACUGUAUACAUUUAAAACAACAACAGUAACCCAAUGUGUGAGCUGAUCUCUCUUGCAAAAACAUAGAUCACCUUCAAAAACUGUUCUUUUUCAGAUUUGAUCAUCUGUUUAGUUAGGACUUGUUAAAAAGUUUUCGCAGGAAAUAUGAGAGGUGUGAAAUGGAAAACAAAUGUGCUACUUCCUAUCCAUAUUUGCAGUUGGAAUCAUUCUGGACUUCAUUCUGCAAGACCUCCGGUACCCUCUGCCCCUGCUUCUCACGUGGAGAGUUGUACAUAUCUCUGUGUAUGGCACUUGCUAAUACAAUGCACUAUUUUAAAAUACUUUUUAAAGGGGUCUUCUAGCCAAAGGGUUUUUUUGAGCACUGGGUGCACAGAUUCAAACUGCCUAAAUGUCCCAUAGCUGUCCCCAGCCCAAGAAGCAGAAAUGAUCAGGACCAGUGCAAGUUCAAUAGUCCAAAGAAUGCCUUUAGUGCAAAAGCCUUAGUUGGCACCUAUUUUUAAAGGUACCUCUUAUCUCCACAUCAAGGUUAACACCACCAUGUGAAAUCAGCCAUGGGGAAGCUGCUGAGGGGCACAGCUUCUUAGUUCUUAAUCAAUAGCAAAGAUGAAAGGAACUGAAAAUAUGAUUGCCUAAAUUGAUGCAACCAGAUUGAUCCUUUCAGUUUCUUUCUAUUGCCAAAUUUUCAAUUGUGUCUAGCUAACAAAAAUAUGUUUCAAAACGGAUUUUUAAAAAUCUCACAUGAGCUGCAAUUGAGCACAGUAAAGUAUGUUUUACUUCAGCUAAAGUGCACACCAUUCUUUUCAGUUCUCUGCUGACUUCUUAGAUAUUAAACUGUUUUUAAAGUAUGUUGCCAUGCAACUGUUUUCACUAGUGCUUUUCAGUGGUAGCUCAGAUAACCUCUUAACACAAAUAAUUUUUAAAUUGCUAUAUACUUUGAAACUCAUUGAGUCAAAUCUGUUUUGCAAUAAAGAAUAAAAGAGAAAAACCCUCUUCACUUUAACCAGGGUGUCUAUAGUACAAGCCAAUAUGGGGAGGAAGGAACAUAAUACAAUGCAUAAAACAUGCAUCUGAAGGAAUAAAAUUGUGGUUAUGGUAAAUGGUUAAUUAAAUGUGGGAGAACCAGUGCUGUGCUCUCUCUUGUUCUUCAGCAGUUGAGAAAUAAUGUGAAAAUGUAAUUGGCCUCAUUUUUUUAACCACUACCUCAUUUUGAAGAGAUAGCAGGCAAUUACAAAACUUUAAAAUACUUUUUUAAAAAAGAGCAAACACUUUGUGAUAUUAUCAAAGCUGGUGUAGUGUAAUGGCUAAGAGACUGAGCUAUGAGUUAGCAAGUCCCUGGUCUGAAUAUUGCUUCCGCCAUAAGCUCAUUAGGUGGCCUUAAGCAAACAGAAUGACCAUAAGCUUGGGAAGGGUCAUAGCUCAGUGGAAGAGCAUCUGUCUGGGAUGCAGAUGGCCCUGAGUUCAAUCCACAGCAUCUCCAGAUAGGUCUUGGAGAGGCCCCAGUCUAAAACCAUGGAGAGUCACUGCCAAUCAGUGUAGGCAGUCCUGAGCCAGAUGGAAUCUGUAGAAAAGAGCUUCCUACAUUCCUAAGACACUGUCUCUCAACUUCUACCCCCACCUGCAAUAUGUGUGAUAAUAAUGCUGAUUUACCAUUACUUACCAUACUUAAGGCAAGCAUUUAUAGGCUUACGUAUUGCUGUUGGUACACACAUUGCAUUGUUUGUAGGAUGUUUUAAGUGUGCAUCUAAAAUUUAAAGUGUGAAUGUUGCAAAUAUGUGAUUCAAGCAGGUAUGGCUAAGGCUGGGAGAGACUUGGGUUUGCCCCUGUGUGUAGUAUGUGCAUUGGCCCUAGCCGUUCCAGUUGACUCACAUCUAUUCUGCCAUAGUGAUGAGGGCAGCCAGGAUGGGAGCAACACAUGCCACAGCAGGAUGGGGAGGUAUAGUUUAGCAUGAUUAUAAGAGUCAUGGCAGAGGCUAGUUGAGAAUCAGAUAGACUCGCCAACAGCAAUCUAGCAUUUACCCAGGUUGCUGUCUUCCAUCCAAGACUCUCAUCAACCUCCCCACUACUCCUUUCUCUCACCAAGGAGUAACCCUAACCAUGAGACAGUUCAACCCCUGCAAGAGGCACUCUGAAAAACAACAACAAUCUUGGAGGAAGGAAACCUCAUCACAGUCCUGACACUCCUUGCCUUAGUGGUGCUAGUUUUUCAGUUCUUUGGCUGGAUUGCAGUCAUCACCACCAGCUGGUUUCUUCCUCCACAGUUCUGCUCCAGUAAGAUGACUCUCAGGGUUGGCAGGGUUAUCAAGGAGUGAGGAGGUGUUCUCCUCUCUCCCCACCAUCCCUUGCUGGGUGAGGCAUAACUUGAACAUCAUAAUAACCCUCUUAUUGAAUUUCCUCUGCAGUACUUCCUAAUUUGAUUUCAUUCCAUGUAUCCCAUCUUCUUCCAAAAUCUCUACUCAAGGUCCAUCUUCCACCUCUACUUGUUUCAGCAUCCUCUGUUGCAGAUAAUUGCUUUAUUUUGUUGUACAUAUUUCUGAUCCCUCUUGAUCAACCUGCUGACAUCCCCUUCCUCCUCUCACUAUCACCAUGAUUGACAUCUCCUUUGUCUUCUUCACUUUCACCUAUGUGACUCUUCUGCAUCACUUCCCUCCAUCUCUCAGAAAAGACUUUACCUAGAUUGUUUACAUGCAUUUUAGGAUGCCAUCAAAAUGUAUUGAUGGUUAUUUUCUAACUAUACAAAUUUAUUUUUUCCUGGGCUGCUAAAUAGUUAAUAAAUGUAUACCAAACAGAUAUAAAAAUAUUUUUCUGCCCAUUAGUAGCUCUUAACCUUUGUGUUAACCUUUGAUAUUAUUGAUCUAUAUUCAUUCAUUCAUUAAACCCUAUCACAGACCUUGCUGUUGCAGUUAAACGGCUUAAUAGUUCUUUAUACUUUGAAUCUAAGUCAAGACCUAUAUAUAAAUUUCAAAGUGCCAGCUGUGGAGAGGGGUAGACCCAUGGACCCAUGAUGGAGGUUGCUUCCUGGAACACUUGCACCCAAAAAACCUGUACUUGGAGACAUGUUCACCACAUGUGUACAUAAGUCCCAAUCGACUGGCAUUCCUGCCAACAUGCAGGAGACAUCCUGGGGUGCAAUACAGUCAUUUUCCUCAGGGUAAGAGGGUAAGUUGAUACACCACUUGUGUAUCAACUUUAGGGAUUGCUCCUUCACUUUAGCAGAUACAGAUUUAUAUGGUUCCAUUGAGUUCCAGUUCUAUGUAUAUCAACUGCAAUAUCUAAUUCUUUUCCCUUUAGACUUCUUAAGAAAUCUUUAGAGCCUGUUACUGAUUCCAAGACCUACCUAUAAAUGCUGGAGAUCAGACCCCUAGUUAAACCAGAGCACUCCAUAUUUCUCUUCCAAACUCUCUUAAUUGUCUGGUAGCAGCCUCCUUCGCUGCUGGUUUUGAUAAUAAAAAAACCUCCAGCGAAUCUGAGCUCAGAACAACCAGGUAGGGCAAACUGGAUCCAAUCACCUCUUCAAUAUAUCAACAGUGAGCAGUCUGGGUUUGACCGAGCAGUUCUGACAAAAAACCAUUCUGUGUGGUGUAUGUGGUACAUCUUCAGUGUUGGCAAUCUUUUUGCCUUCUCUUGGCAUUUUGCAGUAAAGUAUCAGGACUGUGGAAUGUUGUAGUUAGUGUUAGGAUAUUUCCGUUCCACCUUAAAAGGGAGCAGGCUUUGUGAGGCAGAGUCUGCGUAUUUCCUGUUUCCACAGGAUGUUUAUGUUUUCUAUUUCUUUCGUUUUCUCUCUGUGUCGUAGACACUAAAGCAGGCAGUCAUGUUUUUCUGUGUUCUGAUCAACGCUGAAUAAACUUGUAAAUAAUGCUCUCCUGAGUGCGACUUCUGCUGUGCAUUAUCUGCUGAUAAAGAGUGUGCAUCGGCUCUAGAAUAUUCUGGAGCUCAUGUCGCUAAUUGCUGAUACUGCGUGUCUACGGGAGAUCGAUGGAUCCUCCAGCAGCCGGCUUGGGGGCCAUGAUGGACUUUGUCUCCUGGCAGUAUCCCAACAGUUAGAUCAAGGGGGACGGCUUCUCUGGCUUUGUGUAUGGUUUUUUUUACAGGAAUUACAUUGUCUAUUUGUAUCUUGCUUUUCCUCCCAGGAGCUCAAGGUUGUGUACAUUAUCACCCCCUCCCCAUUUUCAUCUUUGUAACAGCCCUGUGAGGUAGGCUAGACUAAGUUUAUAUGUGUACAUAAGCAACAGUUCUUGCAAAUAGAUUACAGGGUGUGUGUGUACUGGGCCCCCAAUCCACAUAUAGUGUACCAGCCCCAGGAGAUCCACUGCUUAUCCCUUAAAGAAGACCCAGAAGGAUACCAUGAGAUGUCCAGGAGAACCAGCAGGGAUGCAGUCCUCCUGUCUAUUUCCCAGCUCGGGCAUCUUUUCCCAACCUGGUGCCCUCCAGAUGUUUGGGAUUAUAACUCCCAUCAUCCCUGACCAUUUGACAUGUUUGCUGGGGCUGAUGAGAAAGGUGUAGUCCAAACAUCUGGAGAGCAUCAGGUUGGGAAAGGUUGCACCAGGGCAAGCAAACCAGUUUCUGUUCCAAAAUCAGGCCAAAAGUUAUUCUGGAAGAGAUCUAAAUAAUCAGUUUAACCCAAAACCACUGGAGGUGUGCUGCCACAACCCAUUUGAAUACGUUGCCUAAAAAGGGAUGUUAAAUACUGGGCAAUAGUUAUUCAGAUCAGAAGGGUCCAAAUAUGCUUUUUCAGCAUAGGACAUUUCACCACCUCUUUCAACACCAGGAGUACAAAACUUCCUUAGGGAAGCAUUUACUGGAGGUAUGCAUCAGCUCUGUGUAUGAGCUGAAUAAUUAGGCAAAUCAAGGUGUUUCCUCUCCCUCCUCCAAGUCAAAGUAUGAUGCCCCCAUCAUAGUCAGGUCAGGGGCCCCACAAAGCCACAACAAGCUCGGAUUCUGUACAGGAACAGCUCUGUGUUUACUCCCAUAGGCCUCACAAUGUCCAGAAAAUUGUGUGGGGAGUUCUAAAGAGCUGGGUUUGGGUUUUGUUAAAGCAGAGCAACAUAAGAUGCUAAAAACAAACUUAAAUGAAGUUUUAAACUUUUUUAUUUAUUUGAACAAACCUUCCACUGCUUUGCUUCAACAACAAUUCAGAGCUCUUCAGUCCUCUGGAGGCAACAUUUUUGACACCCUGAUUUCUUGCAAAAGCCAUGGAUCCAAAGAUACAGAAAUGACACAAGGCUUCAUGGGGGCCCUGAUCUGACUUGGAGGGAUUUAUUAACAUUGUGGUUGAACUCUGAAGAGGGGGAAGACCCCUGAGUCAUCCCAAGUUGCCUCAUUUUUUGGCCCCUACACAGAGCCAAUGCACACUCCUAGUAUCUUUACCAACUUUCUAGCUUACUACACCUCCCUACUUUGGCACUAUUGUUCUGCAAAUAAUCGUUAGUACUUAGCAGGCAGAAGCCUUUUAAUCAUUUGAACAACAACUUCAGCUAGCGCAACUCAUUUCAAAAUAUGGAGGACUGAUUAAAAAUCAUUAAUUGGUUCUCUUUUAGAUCAGCUAUGCAGUACAGCCACAAAGGCCUGGUGAAGUUACCAUGGGUCUAAGCGAUCCUUCCGUUUCACGUGCUGAUUCAGUGGCAUAUAUGGGUUUUGAUAAUAAUAGCCAUUAAAACCACCAAGAAUUAAUUGUGUUCUGUAAGUGGAAGAACACAGGAGCAUAUCACUCCCACACAAAUUUCCGCUACCUUUAAAAAUUGCAAAGUGGGAGAGGAAAAUGUUAAUCCUUAAAAACCUGUAUUCUUACAACCAGAAAAUAAAUUCACAGUUAAUUGGAUUUAUAAUUUGCUCCCCCACCUGUUGUGCCUAGACAGUGUGGGGGCAGAGAGAUCUUUUUUCAAAGAGUAAUCAAGGCUGCACCACAUGUACUGCUGUAUCUGUAGCUGUAAUUGGAAGAUCUUAGAUUUGUAGGGUCUUUUCUGCCCUCCAGAAAAUGAGGUCCUGGUGGAUAUUUCUUGGGAGGCUGAGUGAGAGCAUUGUAAGCAGCAACAUCAAAAAGGACCACUCUCAUGUUUAGCUUGUGGCCUACUAAAACCUCCCAAUCUAUUUCACAUUUAGCCAUCCUGAAUUUGCACAUCUGGAUCUUCUUACGUAAAUGAGGGCUUUACAUUUGUCUCAGUUGACAUUUGCUUUUUUAGUUUUGACCCAGUUCUACAUUUUGUCAUGAUGAUCUAGAACAGGGGCUGCCCAACUUUUCAUACCAAGUGGGCCGCAAGAGUACUUCACCACAGAACCCAUAGGGGUUGCACGAACACUGCUUUGUUGUGCAAGGGAGGGGGGGAGUGAAGCCAAAAUUUUAUGUCCUUGCAUCCCUCGCACUGCCUUCCCAAAGCCAGCUAAGUGAGCCCCUGGGCUUUGGGAAGGAGGUGUGAGAAUCUUAGAGCCCUCACACCUCCUUCCUAAAGCUGGGAAAGGUCCAACAAGGCUUUGGGGAUGAGGCGGGAGGACUCUAGGACCCUGCCAGAGCCCUCACACCUCCUUCCAGAGCCUCAUUUAGCCAGCUUUGGGAAGGCAGCACAAGGGCAGGGUGUGUGUGCAUCAAAUGUUGUUGAGGGCUGCCAAAAAAGGCCUUGAGGGCCACAUGCGGCCCUCGUGCCAUGAGUUGGACCACCCUGAUCUAGAAUCUCCCCCCCCCCCGUCUUCUAACUUAUUAGCUGUGUCACCACUUCGGUGCCACCUGCAAAUUUGAUAAGCACCUUCUCUACUCCUUUUUCCAAGACAAGUUGUACAGAUAAUAAAGAACACUGGGCCUUGACAGAGUCCUGCGUCAUCCCACUUAUCACUUCCUUCCAGCUGUUGAUUAGCAUUCCUUGAGUACAGUCGUCCAUCCCCCAGAUAUAAAUUCACCUUAGAAUACUGUUGCAUAGCCCAUAUUGACAGCCUGAAAGAAAGUAAAACUCAUUAAAAAGAAGUCUCUUAUUAAUGGCCAGGCCAUGGUCUGAAGCAGUAGUGUUUAGAAGGGUGGCACAGAGAAAGUGGGGUUGCUCACCUGCCUUCCUGACUGUAAGGGGUGAGGUGUAGGGUUCUCUUUGUGAUGUGUUCUUUAUUUGCCUGCACCACACUGAGCUCCCCAUGUCUCACCACUCCCUCUCAGGAACCAACAGCAACACCCAGGGCUUGUCCACACUUGUGCUUCCCUCCUGUUUUCUAGCCACAGGUCUGAGAGGCUUUUCAUUUACUCUGCCACUUUCUCCAGGAAAACCUGCCGUUUACUGCUGAAUUGGAACAAACAUCAAUCUACAGAAAACCAAAUUGACAUUCAAUAUGAUUCAGUGGGUUUUCCUGGGAAAAGAAGCAGGACAACUGAAAAAUCCCUUGGAUCUGUGCCUAGAAUGCAAGGGAGAAGCACAAGUGUGGAAGAGCCCCCAAUGAAGGUAAGUGAACAAGCACACUGUGCUGGUCCCGAAGGUUAACCGUGCGGCAUGGUCCGAGUCCAGUCCGAGGUAGAGGGUGCGGUAUGGAGGCUGUCUGUCAAAGCUGAAGCUGGGUCCAAGGCAGGGAGUCGGGUGAGGUCAGGACUCUGGCAGAAGAGCAGGACAGGGUGCAGGCUGGAACAGGCUACCAACAAUGUUGCUCCCGCAACCUGGGACUGGGGCUGGCUGGCUUUUAUCUGCCCCGAGGCAUAGGGCGGCCCUGGUCCACAGGUGACUCGCCUCUCCUGGCCUGGAGGCGAGCACUCCUCCUGCGGGAACUUAGUUCCCCCCGCCUCUCUGCCCUGAGCCUCUGGAGUUCAGCAGAGGCUGGAGGGUUACCGGACCCAGAGGCAACCUCAGCUUCCCCUUACGGGACUGAGAGUGGAGCACCUGCAGGCAAUGGGUCCUCCAUCACCUCAGGAGCCAGAGCAGACUCAGCUGGUGUUCACCUGAGGAUCCAGCACAGGUGAGGACCCUUCAGGCUCAAGCCCCAGCCCCGGCUCAGCUGGUUCUGGAGGCGGGGACUCCUGUGCAGGCUGGGAUUCCUCAGGUUCAGCCUCCAAGUCCGAACCCCAGGCCAUCACACACACACUGUCUUUUGUUUUAGGAUAAUUGCUGCUGAGAUAAAAAUUUCUGAAUCUCAAGUUGUGCAUGUCCAAAUCUCUGCAAAGUUAUGCUUUCCUAAUCUAAACAAACAACUAACCUUAAUCCAGAGAUAAUUAGGAAAGCAACAACCAACAAUCUGGUAAAUAGAAACUGUUGGUAGGUUGCAGCCCCUGCUGUGUCUGUAGAGACUGAUAUGGGAGAGACAUGUUUUGUUGCAGCUGGGGCACCUGGAGGCAUCUGGUGCUGGUGCUGCAGAUGCACCAUGGCGUAUCUUCUCUCUCUGCUCCUCCAGCAGCCAUUCCUCCUCUGGUCACUGCUAUAGAUGCACAACCUGACUGACUGUCUCCAAAGGCCCAUUCCUCCAUUGUUUCCUGAGACAGAUGGAUGCCAACCAAAUAGAAAGCAAUAUUAAUUACCCACAGAGGAUAAUUUGCUGAAGAAAAGUACGCCAAUAUGCUUUUUUUAUGAUUGAGACAGCAGUUGACUGUUGGAGGAACUAAAAUUGUUCUAAAAUUUUAUUUGUCUGGGAUUUUAUGGGCAUAAUUUUGUUUGUUGGUGUUAAGAUUGCAAUGGUGAAAUGACCUAAAAUAAAUAUUUACAUUACAUAUUAAUUACACUAUUUUUUUCUUAAAAUAGACUAUGUCAUUCCUGAUAAUAAAAUUUAUUUUUUUUAUUUUGCCACAAAAUUAAAACAAGGAGCAGUAUUAAAAUCUGACCAGGAUUUGGUGAUGAUGGGGGAGCCAAAUAACUUUGGUCCAAUUGAUUUUAGUGAUUUUUGUCACUAUUGAACAGGCUGGAUGCAUAUACAGUGGUACCUUGGUUCUCGAACUUGAUCCGUUGCGGGAGUCCAUUCAACUCUUGAAACCGUUCAAAAACCAAGGCACGGCUUCCGAUUGACUUCAGGAGCUUCCUGCAGUCAAGUGGAAGCUGCGUUGGACAUUCAGCUUCCAAAAAACGUUCGUAAAUCGGAACACUUACUUCCGGGUUUGCGGUGUUUGGGAGCCAAAACAUACGAGUACCAAGGUGUUUCAGAACCAAGGUAUGACUGCAUGUCAUUUUCCUACACAGAGAUCUUUGUGAGUCGAGGAUCCGCCACCCGCUAGGGAUAAAUAAGACACAAGGACACUUGUAUUUUAGGUAAAUGGGCUAAAGAAGGCCACAACUUUAUUGGUUACAGCAUGUGAGUGGUAUUGGCUUAGGCAUUGGAUCAAACAAUCUAUAAAUAAAUACAUAAGCACUGAAAUUCUCAUGUGAAGUCCAGCAUAACCUCCAUAGUGCAACCAUUGUACUUUACAUGUUAUAAUAAGCACAUGUUUUCUUAUUAGCUCUGCCUAAGAAUCAGUAACCAUAUCCAUAAGAGUAGCUGUGUUACAGUGCCUUAUCCUGUACAUGUUUGCUCAGCAGCAACUUCCAUCAGAUAUAGUAGGUAUAGGAUUUCAGCCUUAUUUUGCAGGCUAAAACAAAGACCCUAGUGGCACCUUAAAGACUUAACAAAUUUAUUACUAAGAAACUUUUGUGGUUCACCUUGGAAGCAUCUUUUAACAUAAGCCGGUUACCAUCAUCUGCUCACAAGCAGUUCCAGAUGUUCCAAAUGUCUUUGUAUCUUCAUCACCACCGAAGCAUGAAUUUUCCUGUGGAGUCUCAUGUGCUCUUUUAUUGCAGAGAACUUGUGUAAUGUGACUUGAACACCAGCCAGCACUUCUUCUUCUUUUGGAGUGUUUGUGGUCUUGAACACAGUGAAAAUGUGCUAACUUCUAGAUUGCUUACCCUCAAAAAGUUACUUAAAAAAAUAAUAGAUAGAUAUUUAAUACGCAUGGCAGAUUUACUUGCAGUAAGAUUUUCAGUCUAUAGGGUUGUGUAGGGUGCAUUUGUUUGCAAGCAAGGCACCAGCUUGUCAUUUGUCCCUUGUUGUUCUUCUCAGUUAUUAUUGUAUUUCGUUUUAUAUUUGAAUGAGUGUGCAGUGUGAGGGGCGGCAUGCAAGAGGAGUGACAAUAAGUAAGCCAACUCUUAAGUCUGGUGUACUUUCCCUCUGUUCUUGGGAUGCGUUGGAAGAAACAGAAGGGCUUUGGAUCCGGAGAGUCCUAAGCUGUCCAUCAUCUACCCUGCUAAAUGCCCUUUUCACCAUUGCCACUAUUGGAACACCAGCAACAGUGCAGGGAAUGUGAGGAAUAGAGAGGUUUCCGAGGGUGGAUCUCCUUUUGCACCCGCAGGCCCCAGUAGGUAGGGACUGAAAUCUUACAACAUUGAGGCCAUAGUGUUGCAUCUUAACUAAAUCAUACAAAGUUUGCUCAUAUUCGAGGCUUUCUCUGAAUGGGAAAAUUAUGACUAAAUUGGCACUCAGUCUGUAUAAGCUCUAUUUUGAGUCUAUAGCAUAACUUGGAACAGCUUGCCCUUCAGGAUUCUUUGAUAAUGGAUGUGAUAUACAAGUGGGCGCCUUGUGACUUUGUUUCCUUUGGACUAAGCUGUUUGGAUCCUGUGAAGUUAAAUUUCCUCCUAUCCAUUUUAAAUGUCAAACUUCUCUUGCGUUGUGAGUCAGCCGGUAAAGAUUUGAAUGUUAACUUCCCAGGCAUUGUUCUAACUCCGCAAUCAUAUGGUAUCCAGUUAAGAACGCCGACUAAUAAGUAGUAGAGGACCACACUCCGCAACGAAUGCCACUGCCUGCUAUAUUUUUCCCCAGCUUAAUGAAAUUUUAAAGCCCAUUUAGUACUUGCAGAAAGUGCCAGAUUGUCAGCUGUGAAGACUAAAGUCCUUUGCAUGCCCGUAAAAUGGAUUCAGAUGGGCAGCAGUGGAACGUGAUUACUUGCCUAUAUCUGCUUCAACCUUGAAUUGUCCUUAGUAUGACCCAGUAAUUGAGGGUGGGAGCACAGUUGGGGGAGCAAUAAAUCCCAGUUUGUGUCACAUUCAAAGCCAAGCUGUCACCUUUAUGCACAUCUUUAUUUGGUGCUUUGGUAAAGAACUGAAUAAGCAGGCUGAGUCAGGGCAGGACAACCUUUUUCACCCUGAGGACCACAUGUGGUGGUGGGUAGACAGUUGGGGGCUGCAGUGAGUCCUAGACUAGGAGUGAGUGGAACUAUUCACACACACACUCAUUCCCUGGGGAGGGAAUGAUUAAUCUAGUUAUGGUAACCUGAAAAGCCCGUUGUCAUUUCUGGCAAGUUCAUCUUGGCUAUCAACCGACAAAGUCUUCAACAUCAGCUACACCUGGAAUCCGAAUAAUUUAUUUGCAGGGAAUAAAGAGGAGAAGGGGAAGGGGAAAUAACUACAAUGUGCUUGGAAAAGCCUGUGGAGUGUGCUAAACAGAGGUUAUUUUCAUAUUUUUUCAGAAAAUGCACACACUCUUCUUUCUUGUUCCUUUUCACCAGGGGAGAAUGUACUACUGGGGUCUUCAGUAGGAGUGGGAGGCUUUGGGUGCUAAUCUAUGGCAACCAUAUUUUAGCAGCUACAGUGGAACCUCGGAUUACGUACCAUCCUCCUUACAAACGCUUCGGGUAACGAGCUCCACUAACCUGGAAGUAGAUGCUCCUGGUUGUGAACUUUGCCCCGGGAUGCGAGCAGAAGUUGUGCGGCGGCGGCAGCAGCAGCGGGAGGCCCCAUUAGCAAAAGCAUGCCUCAUGUUAAGAACGGUUUCAGGUUAAGAACCGACCUUCGGAACAAAUUAAGCUCAUAACUGGAGGUACCACUGACCUUUGCCUUGUUACUCCUGCAACCACUGCUGUGAGUGCAACUCACUUCUCCCCUUCUUAACUCAAAGGAAAGAGGGGCAACCCUGUGCACAACACAUUGGGUUCGCCAGUUUUGUGUAAGCUGCUCAUGGUGAAACAAGUGCAUCAAUAGCUGGCUUGUCCUUUAUCUCUAGUCUCAUAGCGGCGUUGUUGGAUUAUUGAAAGAGAAAGAGGUAGGAGAGCCUUCUGAAGUGGUUCUGUCCUGGAGGGGCUGUACUAUGUGAUAUUUCUGAGUAAGUGACAGACAAAGGCAUAUCAUGCUAGUACAGUAUCCGUUUUUCUUUUCUUUUUUUAAACAAGCAUUUUGACUCUGGCACUGUAAGUGAUAGGACAUUUAGGUAGAGCAGACAAGCUAAUCACUGUACAGGAGAUAUUCUUAGGCAUUUGACAGAAUAAAAGAUUUAAUCAAGCUGCAUUAAGCAAGCUAGCCACUUGACAGAGUGUAGGGCAAGCUACCAUCACGUUACAUAGCAUUUUUGAAAUAUUAAAUUCAAAGAUGCUGCUUCCUCUAAAAAGGAAAAAGCCGUUUUGUAUCACAGCAGCACAAAGCUUUAUCAUGAGGGAGUGGGCAACAAAAUUCAAAUAUAGAGGAAACUGCCGGAAAAAAGCUGUUUUAUCUCAGAAGCACAAAGCUGUGUAAUAAGGAGAGUAGGCAACAAAAUUGGCCCAUGCCUGGAGAUAACUGUGGCUCUCUUGCUUAUACAUAUCCUGAGAUUUUUGCUUUUUCCUGUUGAACAAAGUCCCCCUCUUCCCCCAAUUCUUCUGCUUUCCCAUCUGUUACUCUUUGCUUAAAGUUACACUGUGAAUGUCCUUUAUUUUCCUGGUUUCCCAGCUUUCUAUAGAUUGGUUAUUGCUAGUGUUUCAGCCAUGCAGAAGGUUCUUCAUCGCAUCCUGUUGAGAAAUGUAACCACGGCUUAUUUGCUUCUUCUUCCUUGAAAUAUGCCUACCUGGCAUGUAAAGCGAAUUUGUGUCUAUAACAGAAAAACGACGAUAUUAAACAGGGACAUAUUGGGUGUAGGUGGGACAGUUGCAAAGGAUCUGAACUAUAUAGAGAAAAGACUAUUGGGAAAGAAAGUUUGAUUCCACUCCAGCAGGGCCAUUAACCAGUUUCUUUACGCAGAGAAGAUGAAGACAAUUGCUCCAAUCCAGAAGGGAGAUCUGCCUACAGAUGCCAAGCGCACAUAUGGGUGUGUGCGCACCUUUCUACUUCAUGAUAUCUGCCAGGGGACAAUUGAACUGGCUGGAUACGGCUGUUGAUGUGGAUCCCCACAUUAACAUGUGAUGAUUUGCCAUGACUAGAGGUGGAUGGGGUCCAGUACAUUGGAACCAGGAAAGACUGGAGACAUACAAUAGUUUUUAAGAGCUGGAAGUGAUUUGAGAGACCUUCCCUUCCAGUGCUGUACAUGUGCACUUCUUUUGUCCCACUGUUGCCUCUGGCAGGGUUUGCUAGUUUAAAGACCAAUGCCAAGCCCCGGCAAGGGCUGUUUGUCAGGGGUAGGGUUGCCAUACGUCCAGAAUUUCCUGGACAUAGCCGGGAUUCGGCUUUCGGAUUCGGCUUUUUCAAAAACCCAACCAAACAAAACAAAACAAAAAAACCUACAACUUUUCUGUCCAGAUUUUCACUUUUUGAAAUAUGGCAACCCUAGUCAGAGACAAAAAUGAGAUGAGUGCAGUGUUUUCUUUUUCAAACUGCUGGAAGUUCUCUGGAGGAUGAGGUGGGGGGGGGGGACCCUGCUGAACUAUUAUGUUGUCCAGCCUAUGUUUUACAUUUGAAUUACAGAUACGUAAUUCAAUUGUGAAAACCAUCUAGAAUAAACUAAAUUCAAGCAAAUGGAUACAACAGGAGAGUGCUUUUAAUAUACAGUAUACUGUACAUAUUAAAAACAACCCUUCCCUUCUAUAAAAAAACUAGAAGUCCUGAAAUCCUGAAAUUUAAUUAAUUAAUAAAAAUACAGCAGCAAACAUUCUCUGGUUGUGAUCCAGCGAUUCAGUCCUGUGCACAUAAGUAAUGAUGGUAGCCCCCCCCUUCCAUUUAAUUUGAAAAUAGGUCACCAAUUACCAGUAUUUUUAGACAACUCUUGGAGGAAAAAAUAUGAUUUUUUUCCCUUUGGGAAUUCUAAAGUGACUGGUAAUGUUGGUUGUGCUAGGCUAUAUUAAGGUUUUUUGUGGGGUUUUAAAAAAAAAUCUCAUCUAUUUUUAGUUUUAUGUCUUAGACACUAAUUGCUCCUUACCCAAAAUUCAGCAAAUGCUCCCAAGAGGGACUAGGAGCCCAAUGUUGCCCCGAGGUCUUUGGAGAGAAGCUGGGCAGCCCUGAAGCUUGCUUAAGCCAUCUGUGGGGAGCUUCCUAACUGAAGUAGCCAAUAGUAGAGGCAAAGGCUUUCAUUUUAGAAUCUGAAAUGCCUUCAUGUUCUCUUUAGCAUAUAGUGAGCCAUUAGAGAAAAACACUUUUGUGCUAGUUGCCUCAGUGUUCAUUGCAAAUUACAAGUCAGAAUCCUCUCCUAUAAGCAGAACUCCACCUGCCGAUACUUCAUGCGCUUAAAGCAGGAAAUAGAGGGAGGAAACACCAGGCAAUUUGAGCACCAGGCAAUUGUGGGAUAAGAAGAGCUGAAUCUAACAAUUGCUGGUGCAUUACUCAGAACUGGGACUUGCUACUACCACAACAUUUUGUGUGGGACUUAAUGCCAUGGCAUUUGUUUUGUAUGUAUUGUGGACUCGGCAAACACAGUUGCAUUUACAUCUUGCCUUUGCUCCAAGGAGCUCAAGGUGAAGUACGUAAUCUCCCCAGUUUCUGUCCCCACAACCACCCUGUGUAGUCGGUUAGACAGAGAGGCUGUUUGGAUAUCAGAAUCAGAGUCCAGCUAAAGCCAGAUCAUGCUUAGACGUAGGAAUGGGAUUCUUCUCCACCAUUCCCGUCAGGGACUGGCAGGGCUCUGAGGAGUGGGUGCAAGAGGUAACAGGGCCAGAGGCUAAUCCGGGGGAAGCAGGUAGCCAUUUAUGGGGUUUUGUGCUUCCCUCGGGGCAGGAGCCAGAGCUGGAAGAUGAGGAGGGGUCUGAGCAGUCAGUGGAGAAAGGGCAGGACAUUCCAGGAGCUGAGGGAAAGACAGUGCCUGAAGGGAUGGGGCCCUCUGUCCCCUUCCUCACUGUCAUCCAAGACCAGGAGGGGCUUGAAGAGGCAGGCACAGUGACAACUUCCAUGCCGAAGUCACAGGUUGCUUGAGCUUGUGCUGUCAGAUGAGGGCACUUAAUUUUGGGGGGUGUAGGCACUGUCAUCCUGUUGCUUAUAGGAACACAAGCCCAAGGACGGCUACUAGCUCCUCAGCUACCAGAAGCACGUGUGUGCAUGUUUAGUGUGCCUCAAGAGCUACUGUAAGUUUGUGCAUGUUAAGAAAACAUUAAACUACCUGUUCAUCCUGCUUCUAUUUCUUGAUUGUACAGCUGUGCCAAUGGAUUGUUCUGCCAUUGUAUCUGGGAUGUCAAGGCAGUAGUGUAUUGGGGCUGCUGGUGUGUUGGGGCUUUUGUGAAAUCCUAUAGCCCUCAGUUGACAUCAGUUUGUAAGCACCCUGGUAAACCCUCACGCUGACCUGUGCUGAUGCUUACAAAUUGAGCAUAGGAUUGUACCUUUAGAUGCUUAAAUUACACCACCACAGAGAAGUUAAGCCUAUCAAUAGCUACCAGUCGUGAUGCUUAUAUGCUACCUGCAGAACCAGAGGCAGGAGGCCUCUGAAUACCAAUUACUGUGGAAUGAUAGCAAGAGGAACUGGAUGCAAGAAACUGGAUGCCAGCUAUAGGCUUUAGGUCUGAUCCAGCAGAGUUCUUAUAUUUCUUAUUAUAUAUAAUGGAUGCUAAAGUGUUAGUGUACCAGGCAUGUAACAGUUAAGUUGUCUAUGAGAACAGCAAGAAACUAAACAACCAGUGCUGUGCUGAAGAACGGGCUAAUCUACCCAUCUGGCUAAUGGAAGGAUGACUGUUUCUGAGAUUAGGGAGCCUGCUGGGUUUUAAAGGCAGGUAGUUAAAAAAAGAGAGAGGAAAAGAUCAUUGAUAGAGUUUGGCUGUAGUUCUGUUACGGUAUAAUGCUGCUGGAGUUCUGCAUACGAUCUGGCUCUAAAGCAAAAUGCACAACUAAAUAAAAUAAUUUUACCAGUAUUUAAAGUUUAUGGAUCUAAUCUGCCCCUGUAGGGUUGCAUUAGGAAUUAAUAUUGUUCGAUUCUGUAGCUUUUAAAAAAUGUAACUUUCAUUGUGAACAUUUGCUUUCAAAUGGUAAUCUCAUAUACAAUUCAUUUUCUGUAUACAUGCACAAAAUUGCUAAAUUAAUUGCAUAGAUGUGUGGAGACUUUGUCCCUUCAUUGUGAAGGGACUUCUGUCACUCAGUUGGGCCAAACUCUAAAUCUAUCCACUGUAUGUUAGGGGGACAAUUUCUACACUCAUUGUGGUAAGUGGCUAUUGGUCUCCUCAAUGUAUGAUAUUAUAGAUGUCUAACUGUUUUGAAUAUAGAAUGACGAGGUCUAUAAUUUAAAAGGAGGGGAGGUACUCUUUGUGCUGCAAUUGUCAUUAACGGACAUUGGAUGCAGAAUUAAUUGCAGACUAUGAAUGAAAUCAAUUUGUUUUGAUACUAAUUGUGCUUUAGAUAUAACAUGAACUGAUCAUCAACAUAUAGUAUAUAGCAUGCAUCUAUCUAUGCAUUAUAUUAACUAACUCAAUAAGAAGGCAAAUGAUGCCUCUUGCAGUGUUCUUCUAUUAAAUAUAAGCUCCUUAUUUUUUCAUAUCAUGAUAUUAAGAAUAUCACAUUGGGUGCUAGCGCUAGAUUUGCCUCCCCCUUCAGAUUUUAAGAACUACUUCCAUCUUCUGUUCCUUUUUGUUUCAUCUUCCUCCCUUUCCAUGCACUCAGUCUAAACAAAGUGAUAACCAUUCAGUCUCACUUUAAGAAAAGAACAAAUUGCAGGAAAAGAACCCAUUUGGCUGCUUGUAUAAAAUGAUUCAUGGACAUAAAGCUCUAUGUAAUUUUGAUUUGAUAAGUGGAACAUUAUGGAAUGAUUGCUCACUUCUGACUAUCUCAGAGGAUUAAGCAUCACACCUGCUCUAUCUAUGUAAAUUCCAAUAGGACUGAGACUUUGAUGCACAGAAAGAGAUUACAGCUGUAUCAAACAUCCCCUCUUAGGCUGGCACCGAAGGGAGACUGAAGUUGGAAGCUUGCUUAUCGCUAGCCUUCCUUAUCUCUUGGGCUAAAGCUUGGCUUUAUUUCUUUCCCAGGCUGAAGAUGAAAUCCCUGCUGCAUUUCAAUAAUAAUAAUAACAAUAAUAGAAAUGAAACUAAGAUUUGAUAGUACUGUAAGUUCAGCUUUGAAUCAACCAGUGGUUUGUUGUUGUUUUUUAGGGGGGGAGGGUGAGUUACACAUUGAGUUAGGCACCCCUUUCAAAUAUGCCAGGUCACAAUCAAGAGAUUGUCUUUGACCCUUUAAAAGCUACCAACAAAGAACCUAUAGUUUCUGUUGCCCAUUCCUUUUCUGCUCCUCAUUAACCUCCCUUCCCUGGCUGCUGCAUCAGGCAGGCAGAAAAGGCAAAUUAAAGGACAAAGGAAGAUGAAGCAGGAUGGAGAAACCAGUGGGUGCAAGUCUUUUGCUUUAAUUGGUAGCUUUAAAGCAGGGGUGGGCAUGUUAGGAUAUUUCCGUUCCACCUUAAAAGGGAGCAGGCUUUGUGAGUCACAGUCUGCAUAUUUCCUGUUCACAGGAAGUUUAUGUUUUGUACAUUGCUUUCGUUUUCUCUCUCUGUGCCUGAACAUCGAAGCAGGCAGUCAUGUUUUUUUCUUUGUCCUGACCAACGCUGAAUAAAGUUGUAAAUAUGCUCUCCUGAGUGCAUCUUUCAUUGUGCGAACUCUGCUGAUAGAGCGUGCACGAGCUCUGGAAUGUGACAAGCUAUUUCUGAGGCUUCGUGUCGCUAAUUGACUGAUACUGCAUAUCUACGGGAGAUCGCUGGAUCGUCCGGCAUCGGCGUGGGGGCAUGAUGGACUUUGUCUCCCUGGCAGUAUCCCAACAACAGGUUUCGGGCCCAGAUUCACGGCACUUACAGGAGAGUAAGACUGCGACAGACUGCUGUGAGGUAUGUGGGAAAAAGCGAAAACAAAGGCUUUUCGUUGCCGCGGCAGAGUCUCUUUGAAGUCCGGCUGGCUAAUUGGACUGGGAGUCGAGCCAAACAGGCUUCAAGAUUUAUGAGCUGCCGAGAUAAGAAGUCUUUGAAGGAAAUAAGACUCACGGCUCAAGUAAAAACCUGGGAUGGAGUUUUUACAAGCCUCAGAUGCUGCUCAGUGCCCAAAGCUAAAUGGCCACAAUUAUGAGACUUGGGCAAGUUGCUGUGAGAGCUUGCUACGACAGUUUGGAGUGUGGCAUACUGUGUGUGAAGCCCCUCCUGUUCCUCUGACAGAUAGAUGGAGGGCCCAAGAUUCAAGGGCCAUAGACGUAAUAGUCUUAUCCGUCUCUCUGGAGGAUAUAUCAAUACUGGCUGGCAACACGACAGCACGUAAGAUGUGGAAUGCUUUGAAAGUAGCCCAUCUGCCGGUCAUCCCAGCCCAGAGUUUGACUGCAUCGGAGGUCCUGGCUGUUUCCCAGAAUGUGAGUGAAUGCAGGGAUGCCGAGGGCACCGGUUGCAAGCUGCAGGGGGAGCUGACUGUGAUGUCAUCCCAGGCAGCAUUCCAGCCUCCGGGGGAGCCAAGGAGUAGGCAACUGAGAGCUCUGUUUCUCAUGGGAGCCAAGGUCAUCCUCACAGAUACCGGAAGGCCAGAAGUAAACAGAGACAGAAGCCUGCAGAUGGCCAAAUGCAGAAGGGGGGUGGAAAGCCCAAGCCAGGGAAAAACAAGGCUUUGUUUGCUGGCACAGCUUCACCAAAGGCUAAAGACAAGUCUGAUGGCCAGGAGCAGGGGGGCAAGCAGCAGCCAAAGCCGGUGGAAGACAAGGUUUUGCUUGCUGGAAAAGCUGCUCCAAAGGCCAAAGCCAGAUUUGUUGUAGAUUCGGGAUGCACCUGCCAUCUGGCAAAAGAUAAACAUCUAUUUAUCUCCUUCACGCCCCAAGAUGGUGAGAUCCACCAGGCUGAUGGAAGGACGUUGCGAAUUGCAGGAGUUGGGACUGUGAAACUGGCAAGUCUGCACACUACCAUCAGAGAUGUACUUUAUGUUCCAGGUGCUGCAGACAAUUUGCUCAGUGUCCCACAGCUGACUGGGCGUGGCUUUGAGAUUUCCUUCAAGAGGAGCAUCUGUGUCAUCAGGAAAGGCAAAGAGGACAUUUUGCAUGCAAAGUUUAUGGAUGGUUUGUUCUGUAUAACUUAUGAUGACAAUGCUGUUGCUGUGUCUAAUGUUCAUAGAAUCAUAGAAUCAUAGAGUUGGAAGAGACCACAAGGGCCAUCGAGUCCAACCCCCUGCCAAGCAGGAAACACCAUCAGAGCACUCCUGACAUAUGGUUGUCAAGCCUCUGCUUAAAGACCUCCAAAGAAGGAGACUCCACCACACUCCUUGGCAGCAAAUUCCACUGUCAAACAGCUCUUACUGUCAGGAAGUUCUUCCUAAUGUUUAGGUGGAAUCUUCUUUCUUGUAGUUUGGAUCCAUUGCUCCGUGUCCGCUUCUCUGGAGCAGCAGAAAACAACCUUUCUCCCUCCUCUAUGUGACAUCCUUUUAUAUAUUUGAACAUGGCUAUCAUAUGACCCCUUAACCUUGUUGAUUCUUGUUGUGUUGCACAAACUAACAAAGUUCUUCAUGCAGGAUGCAUUCACGAGGCACACAGAAGGUUUGCUCACAUGUCUUGGCAGGCACUGGCCAAGAUGCCUGAGUUGGUUCAGGGUUUGAACAUCAAGCCCUGUAAUUUUCACAUGAAAUGUGUAUCUUGUGCAGAGAACAAGGUGAAGGUUGCUCCAAAAGGCAAGGAGUCUAGCAGGCAGGCCUCCAAACCCUACCAGCUAGUCCACGCAGACCUGGUUGGUCCACUUGUGCCCUCUUUGGGUGGAGCAAGGUACUUCAUGGUUGUAAUUGAUUCUUUUCCCAGGUACAUUCAUGUGUUUAUGCUCGAGCAGAAAUCGCAAGCGUUUCCUAGGUUCAAGGCAUUCUGUGCUUGGUUGGAGAAUGCUCACAGUAAACGUAUCGGCUGUCUCUUUACUGAUCGAGGCGGGGAGUUAACUUCUCAGCAGUUUGAAGCUUUCCUGACUGAGAAGGGAAUCCAGCGUGACCUCUCAACGCCUAGAUCGCCAUGGCAGAAUGGAGUUGCUGACCAGACAUUGCUUCAAGGCCUAAUAACCUUGUUGCAUGAUGCCAAUCUCCCUGAGAAGUAUUGGGGGGAGGCUUUGUCCAAGUUCGUUUAUUCCUAUAACAGGAGACUGUCAUCACCUAUUGGUUGUACUCCCUAUGAGAAGAUGUUUGGUAAGAAACCUUACGUCAAGCACAUGAGAAUCUUUGGUUCUGACAUGUGGGUACACACCCCACAGAGCAACAAGCUUGGGAAGCGUGGGGCACAUGGUUUGUUCAUGGGGUACGAAAAAGGUUCAUACAGGGUAUGGAUGACUGACUCUAAGUCCAUUAAGUUCACAAAGAGUGUUGAGUACAAUCCUAAGUGGGGGGAAAAUGUGGGAAUUUUCCAGAGUUACCCAGAGGAAGAUGAAGGUGAUGUGAAAAAAGCAGAUGAUGUUGAGGUAGAAGAGGAAGCUGAUGAUGAUGAUGAUGAUCAGAGUUCGGAUUCCAGCUCAGUGGGCGGCGCUGCUGCUGAUGUCAGCGACAGUGAUGACACAGCAGACUACUAGAGCGCAAAGGCCUCAGUCAGACCAUCUGACGCGUCUGACAAUGAACUGGAAGAACCACUGUUCACCAUUGGUCACUUUUCUCCUAAGAAAGAGGAGAUGAGUGAAGAAGACUUGCGUAUAGUACGCAGAUCUGAAAGGGCCACCAAAGGCAGACCUCCAAAGAGAUUUGCUGAUGAAUUUGCUAAGAUGGCAACUGCUGUUCUUAGUAGCUCAGAGAAGGUAUGGGAACCUUCAAGCUUCAAAGAGGUUCAGGAGUUAACCUCUAAAGAUGCUGAGCCUUGGCUUAAUGCCAUGAAGGCUGAAGUUGAUUCCUUGAAUAGGAACCAAACUUGGGAACUGGUACCGGUUGUCCCAGGAAUGAGACUGGUUGGCAGCAAAUGGGUCUUCAAGGCCAAGACAGACCAGAAUGGCAAGGUUGUCAGAGACAAAGCCAGAUUGGUUGCCAGAGGUUUUUCACAGGUACCAGGACAGGAUUACCACGAGACCUACUCACCCACCGUCAAGUAUGAGAGCAUUCGGCUGAUGCUCAAGAUUGCUGCAGAGGAGAAACUGCAUGUUUCCCAUCACGACAUUAAUACAGCUUUUUUGUACGGGGUUUUGGGGGAGGAGCUGUUUAUGCUUCCACCUGAUGGAAUGCAGAUACAGAAGGGAAUGGUCUGUAAACUUCGGAAAUCCUUAUAUGGUCUCAAGCAGAGUGCCACGUGUUGGAACACAAAACUCACUGAGACGUUGCUUUCUCUAGGUUUUCACCAGGGCAAAGCUGAUCCAUGUGUGUUUGUCAAGGUGGUGGGGCAAAACAAACUAUUGUUUAUGUUUUGUUGAUGAUCUUCUGAUGUUUUGGAAGAAUCAGGCUUUGUACCAAAGCACCCUAGCUCAGUUGAAGGAGCACUUUGACAUGAAGGAUCUAGGUGAGGUAUCCAACUAUCUUUCUCUGCAGGUGGAGAGGGACCAAGCAGGUAAUUUUCUGGUACACCAAACACAGAAAAUUGCUGGUGUAUUAACCAGGUUGAAUUUGGUUGAUGCAAACCCAGCAGACACACCGAUGGUGACAGGUUACCAGGUAGAUAGUACUGUUGAAGCGUUUUCUGACACUACGCUGUACAGAUGCAUUCUAGGCAAGUUGAAUUUCAUUGCUAAAUGUUCAAGACCUGACAUAGCUGUAAGCACUAACCUGCUUAGCAGACAUGCCAACAAUCCUACUGUUCAGGAUUGGAAAGCUCUGAAGCGCAUAGCCUGCUAUUUGAAAGGGACUUUGCACUACAGGCUGAGGUUCACCAGUCAGAAGACUGGAGGUCUUGAAAUCUUUGCAGAUGCUAGUUUUGGAAGUGACACCACGGAUGGUACAAGCACUUCUGGAGUAUGCUACAUGUACAACCACUGUCUGUUUGACUGGCUGUGCAGGAAGCAGACGACAGUAAGCCUAAGUUCCUGUGAAGCAGAACUCAAUGCUCUGUCAUUUUCACUCAUGGAUUGUGAAUGGUUGAUGCAACUGCUUAAGGACAUCAGAGUUUCUGUGAAAUGUCCUAUACAAGUGUAUCAAGACAAUAGAUCCUGUUUGGCUUUGCUGAACUCAGAGAGUUGCAAGCAAAGAACCAAGUACUUGCAGAUUAAGCUACAUCGUGCAAGAGAGUGUAUUCAGAAAGGACUCAUUCAGGUGUCCUACAUGGCAGGAAAUGAAAUUCCUGCUGAUCUGUUGUCUAAGGUAGUUAACAGAGAACAACUUAAGGUUUACGUACAGAGGUUGCAAUUGGGUUGAACCACAGGUACUACAGGUUACACGGAAAGGGGGAGGAUGUUAGGAUAUUUCCGUUCCACCUUAAAAGGGAGCAGGCUUUGUGAGUCACAGAGUCUGUGUAUUUCCUGUUCACAGGAAGUUUAUGUUUUGUACAUUGCUUUCGUUUUCUCUCUCUGUGCCUGAACAUCAAAGCAGGCAGUCAUGUUUUUUUCUUUGUUCUGACCAACGCUGAAUAAAGUUGUAAAUAUGCUCUCCUGAGUGCAUCUUUCGUUGUGCGAACUCUGCUGAUAGAGUGUGCACGAGCUCUGGCAAGCUAUUUCUGAGGCUUUGUGUCGCUAAUUGACUGAUACUGCAUAUCUACGGGAGAUCGAUGGGUCGUCCGGCAUCGGCAUGGGGGCAUGAUGGACUUUGUCUCCCUGGCAGUAUCCCAACAGGGCAACCUGUGGCUUCCAGAUGUUGUUGUAUUCAUAGGAACAUGGGAAGCUGCCUUCAGCCAAGUCAGACCAUUGGUCCAUCUAGCUCCGUACUGUCUACAUCAGGGCAGCCCAACUUUUCUUUCCAAGUGGACUGCAAGAAGACUUGGAACCCAUGGGCCACACACUACCUUGUCUGAGGGGGUGGUUUAAGACCAACAUUUGAUGCCCCCCACAGCUCUUGCACUUCCUUCCAAAAGUUAGAUAAGUGAGCCGUAGGGCUUUGGGAAGGAGGCGCAAUGCUCUGGCAGCAUCCUAGAGCUCUCUCAGCUCCUUCCCCAAAACUUGGAAAGCACUAAAUAGUCUUUGGGAAGGCAGUGCAAGGGCUGGAGAUCCCAAAUGUUGCCAAGGGCUGCCAAAAAAGGCCUUGAGGGCCACAAGUGGUUCUCAGGCCAUGUGUUGCAAAAAACCCUCCCCCUGAUCCACAUUGACUGGCAGUGGCUCUCCAGGGUUUCGGAUAGAGGACAUUCUAGCCCUUCCUGGUGAGGUCAGUGACUGAAUCUGGGACCUGAGCUGUGGCCCUUCUCCAACUCCAGUCAGUCCUAGCUGGCACAUUCAGUGACCAGGAAUGCUGUGGGCUAUAGUUCCUUCAAUAUCUGGAGGAGGAGGAGGAGGAGGAGGAGGAGGAGGAAGAUGCCCCCCAUCUGACUGGGUUGUUCCAGCCACUUUGGACUGCUCCAGGCAAAGUAUUAAAGGAACAAUAAAACCUCAAAACACAUCUUGAGUGUGACCUGACAAUCUUACUAACUUCCAUUCUCCACAAAUAAAGUUCAUUAAAUCAGGUUCAUGUAAACAGUCUGUAGAUGAACUGAUGCGCUGGACAAAAUAAACCUGUUGAAGGGCAAGGAAUCCCAUAAAUGGGCGAAAACAUAAACGUGAUCUGUGAACUGCCAAUUAGUGCCAAUAGCAGUUUUCCUUUUGUGGCAAACGAGCUUGGAGUGUGAUUUGCAGUAGAAUUUCAGUGUGGGGGGGAAAUGCUAAGCUCCAUCUCCCUGCAUGCUGCAGUUCUGAUUGCCCCCCGCCCCCAAACUGCUAUUUAGAUCCAUGAAAUCCAAUCAUAUAUUUCUUGAAAUGUUUAGCCUGGCAUUGAUGAUGGGUGGUUUGGUAGCUUCCUGUUGCUGUGGUUACUGUCAUUAGAACAAGAUGAACAUGUGAAACUGCCUCAAAUAGAGGAUGAUCAUUGGUCCAUCUAGUCCAGUGUUGUCUACUCUUAACUGAUGGAGGCUGUCUGGUCUCUUUCCCAGCUCUGAUAUGAGAGGUUUUUUAAUUUGGAAACUGAGUCUGGGAUGUGGUUAUGCAAAGCAGGUGUACUUCGUGUGAGACAACCAGCCUCAUAUAACCAACAGUCUUAACUCUAAUUAUUUUUUUUUAUAAGAUAUUUAUUAAGGUUUUCAGAAUAUUACAAGACAAAAAAAGAAAAAAAAAGAAAAAUACAAAAUAAAAACAGUUAAAAACAAUUCCUUCCUUCCGUUUCUUAGCCUUCAUUUGCUUAUUUCCAGAACCUCCUCACACCUCCCUUUUUUGUAUUCCAAUUCAGUUAUUAGUUCAACAAAUCCCUCCCCUCUUUAUGUAUCCUAAUCGUUAAUCAUAAAGUAUUUGUAAUUUUAAAUUUUUACCUAUUAAUAAACCAUUUUUUUUCAUAUUCCCUUAUAACAUUUCGGCUAAAGACCACUUAGUUUCUAUCCAACAUCAUUCUGACAUUCAUUAAUUUUGCAAUAUUUCUGUAAAUAGUCUUUAAACUUUUUCCAUUCUUCUUCCAUCGACUCUUCUCCCUGGUCUCGGAUUCUGCCAGUCAUUUCCGCCAAUUCCAUAUAGUCCAUCACCUUCAUCUGCCAUUCUUCCAAGGUGGGUAGAUCUUGUGUCUUCCAAUACUUUGCAAUGAGAAUUCUUGCUGCUGUAGUAGCAUACAUAAAAAAAGUUCUGUCCUUCUUUGGCACCAAUCAGCCGACUAUGCCCAGGAGAAAGGCCUCUGGUUUCUUCAAGAAGGUAUAUUUAAAUACCUUUUUCAAUUCGUUAUAUAUCAUCUCUCAGAAAGCCUUGAUCCUUGGGCACGUCCACCAAAGGUGAAAGAAUGUACCUUCAUUUUCUUUACAUUUCCAAAAUUUAUUAUCGGGCAAAUGGUAGAUUUUUGCAAGCUUGACUGGUGUCAUGUACCACCUGUAUAUCAUUUUCAUAAUAUUCUCUCUUAAGGCAUUACAUGCCGUAAAUUUCAUACCUGUGGUCCACAACUGUUCCCAGUCAGCAAACAUAAUAUUAUGUCCAAGAUCUUGUGCCCAUUUAAUCAUAGCAGAUUUCACCAUUUCAUCCUGAGUAUUCCAUUUCAACAGCAAGUUAUACAUUUUUGACAAAAUCUUAGUUUUGGGUUCUAACAGUUCUGUUUCCAAUUUUGAUUUUUCCACCUGGAAACCAAUUUUCUUAUCCAAAUUGUAUGCCUCCAUUAUCUGAUAAUAAUGAAGCCAGUCUCGCACUUUGUCUUUUAAUUUCUCAAAACUCUGCAAUUUCAGUUUGUCUCCUUCCUGUUCCAAAAUUUCCCAAUAUUUCGGCCAUUUGGCCUCCAUAUUGAGCCUUUUCUGAGCCUUUGCUUCCAUCGGUGACAACCACCUUGGGGUUUUGUUUUCAAGUAAGUCCUUAUAUCUUAUCCAGACAUUUAACAAUGCUUUCCUGACAAUAUGGUUUUUAAAUGCUUUAUGUGCUUUAACCUUGUCAUACCACAAAUAUGCAUGCCACCCAAAAACAUUAUUAAAACCUUCUAAGUCCAAAAUGUCUGUGUUCUCAAGAAGCAGCCAUUCUUUCAACCAGCAGAAUGCUGCUGAUUCAUAAUAAAGUUUAAGGUCUGGCAGGGCAAAUCCACCUCUAUCCUUUGCAUCGGUUAAUAUUUUAAAUUUUAUUCUGGGCUUCUUGCCCUGCCAGACAAAUCUAGAAAUGUCUCUCUGCCACUUCUUGAAACAGUCCAUCUUGUCCAAGAUUUGCAAUGAUUGAAACAGAAAUAACAUUCUUGGCAAUACAUUCAUCUUUAUAACAGCAAUUCGUCCUAACAAGGAAAGCUUCAGGUUUGACCAUAUCUCUAAAUCCUUUUUCACUUCUGACCAACAUUUCUCAUAAUUGUCUUUAAAUAGGUUUAAAUUCUUAGCAGUCAUGUUAACCCCCAAGUAUUUUACUUUCUUAACCAAUGUUAAACCUGUCUCCUUCUGAAACCUCUCUUUCUCAAUCGGUGUUAAAUUUUUCUCAAGCACCUUAGUUUUUAACUUGUUCAACUUAAAUCCUGCCACAUGACCAAAUUCCUGAAUCAAUUCUAAUACUCUUUAAGUACUAGAUUCUGGCUCCUGUAACGUCAAUACUAAAUCAUCUGCAAAAGCUUUCAAUUUGUACUGUUUAGCUCCGACCUGUAUACCUUUAAUCAGACGGUCCCUUCUGAUCAUAUUUAGCAAAACCUCCAGGACCGAAAUAAACAGCAAUGGGGAAAUUGGGCAGCCUUGUCGUGUCCCUUUCUCUAUCUUAAAUUCCUCUGUCACCACAUUGUUAACUAUUAGUUUGGCCUUUUGUUCUGAGUAAAUUGCACUUAUACCAUUUUCAAACCCUUGACCAACCCCCAUCCCCUGAAGAUUUUUCUUCAUGAAACUCCAAGAAAUAUUAUCAAAGGCUUUCCAGUCUUAACUCUAAUUAAUGCAUGAAGGAGUUAAUACCAUAGAGUAAGCUGUCCUGCCAGGCUUAGUGAGAUCACUUCCCCUCACCUUGGGAGGAACUAGGUAAUCAGGCCUAUCAUUCUUGCCCAGUCUACCUGAGAAACUUAGUGUAUGAAGAAGCUUGAGCUGAUUGCUCCAGCUCAGAGCGCAUGGCCCUCACAAGCCACUCUUGAGUUCCCAUACCAAUAGUUUAUUUCACCAAUUUGUACCUAAGCCAAGUUUUACUGCCUGUACAACUUUUUCUGAAUGCUGUAUGGAAAAGCACAUGAGUCAGACCUUCAGAGGGUUUGUAAGUAAACCAUUUUUAACUUACCAAUCGUGUGGUCUUUCUCUAUGCUCAGGGAAGAGGGAAACUUUGGAACUUAUUUUAAAGGGCAUAUUUUAAAAAUCUAACAGACUAUAUUUCCAUGCUUUACUUUGCUCCAUGUUUUGUGAUUUUAAAUCUCUGCUGAGGUUCUCUUGCCAAAGAGUACUUGCCCCAAACCUGGUUCUUGGCAUCCAGGAAUUCUCCUUUCUGUGCCAUAAUUUUCUCCUGUACCAACACUUCCACUGAGCUAGAGACCCUGCCAAAGAUGCAACCUCUUCUCUAACAGGUGGGAAGACUUCGGGAUUUGAAGUCACAACCCUAUAGCCCACCUGAUGAGAAAAAGUGUGAGGCUUAUAAAUCAAUGAGUCUUAAUGGACAAAAACCAGAUACUGGUAGUACAGAUAUAGGAAAGCUGUUCUUUGUGAUCACAUAUUCAGAAUAUCCCUAUAUUCAGUCAUAAACUAUGAAGAAUAGGAUGUCUUAAUUUCUCACCCCAACCCCGCAAAGGAAAGCCAUACAUAUGUGAAAACAGCAAAGAAUGUUAUAGAUGAGAGUCUAGUUCAUCAGUUGUAAGAUACAGCUGAUAAAGUGGACUCUGGACCCCAAAUGCUUAUGCCAUCAUAUAUUUCUAGUCUUUAAAAUGUCAGAUCUCUUUGUUGUAUUUGCUAACGUAGUCACCUUUCUGGGAAUAAAUAUAUAUGAUGAUACUUUGGGGAGAAAUACAAUUUUCGGUGUGUUGUGCCCUAGCAGUGAAAGUGCUGUAGAAAUGUUGGCUAUGAGAAAUAAAAUCUACUUGCAGCUUGCCAUAGUUAGCUCUGCCUUUUCACACUGCUUUGGCUUUCCCGUUGUUGCACAGACUGAAACCUUUUUAUCGUGGAAUUCCAGAUGGAUUCCAAUGCCAUCAAACUGCAAACUUAUCCAAAAUGGACAGAUACUCACUAUGCUGUUCAGCUGUAAUUGGCACUCUUGUGGACAGUCUCUGCAGGAAAUGGAAUCAGCAUGGCUGCAUACACUCUAAUCUGUCUUAAAGGGAAUAUAUUUUAUCCGUCCAGCUGCCUUUCUUUGUAGCGAUCCUUGUGGUGGGCAGCCACACUGAACUCAUUCUGCCUCUUCACUGGAUGAAUAGGACAACCAUUGUCCUUUUACCCCAUUUAGUUUUAGUGACUAUAAUUCGCAAUAUAAAGACACUUUAGCUCCAAAGCAUUCAUUAGCAUCUUAUUCCUUUAGCUAAAUCAAUUUUCGUCCAUUCUGGGCUUUCCAGUGUACCACUCUGCACUUAGUUUUGCAUUCUUUUAUUUUUUAAAUGUUCCUUUGUCCAUCCAAAAUCACAUGGAUCAAACCGGACAAUAGAGGCGAUGCAAACAACAUUACUUUCAGAACCCUUUGAUAUGAAUAACACAAUCAACACAUCCAACACAAAGAUAUUCCUCUCUGAACCCAGAAACACAAGUCCCUAAAACACAGGUCCUCGAUUGAUGCCACUUGAACAAGCCCAAACAAUUUUCUAUUUCUUUUCAAGGAAAUGGAAAUCGAAUGAAGCACAGCCUCUUGCUCAUCUCAUACCUUCUGUAUUCAAAGCUGUCAUUGUCUAGAAGAAUAUGUACAUCUAUAAAUACCUCCCCAAUUGUUGUUCUGUUGAAAUAGGCAAUGAAACUACAGAAUCAUUGAACUGUAUGUCACAAGGAUGCUUAAUCUGGAGCCUCAUUCUACAUGGACAUGCAACUGGUGUUAAGGAGUGGGGUGUGAAGUCCGUGUGGUCAGUAUGUUCAUAAAUCAAGGCAAAAUCUGCACAUUACAUGGAAAUGUGUUUGUUGCCAGCACAAAGGCUAGCUUCUCAGAGAAAAAUGAAUUUUGGAAAGGACCUGUUUUGAGUGAAAUGAUGGAUGACAAGGAGGGUGCUUGUUCCUUUCUCCACCAGCCUUUCAUCCCACUCAUAGAGUUUCCCCCACUGCUUACCCCCAAGAGUUUUGAAAAGCAAGAAAAUAAGCAUUUGGAUGAAAAAAGCAGGUUGGAGAUCUGGAGCAGGAAGAAAGCUCGUGUGGAAAGCGUUAAGUAGCCACUGUCUAUUCACUACCUUUUCUCUGCUAAAAAGUCCCUUCCAAACGUGCUUUUCUUCAGAAACAAUGGUCAUUGAGGCUGUUUUACAUGGAUUUGCAUGACAUAUGUAACUUACUCUUUAAGCGAAACUAGAGUGCACUUUUUUUGUUAUGAAAAUAGAAGUCAUAGGGAAGCCUGAGCAGCCUGGCAGGGUAAGGUUGGGGUGGUAGGGAGAGGGAAAGUUUACUUAUUUCGCUUGUAUGGUGUUGAUAAAAUCACCCCUCCAAAGCUGCUGUUUUCAUUUCUAAGGGGAGCCUCCAUUUUGGUGCCAAUGCAAACUAUCCUUAAGAUUCAGACAGCAGCUUCAGGAAAGCAAUAUUAUAUUUUGUACAUUGCCUUGAGAUACAUAUGUGGCAGGUCAUUAAUAAUAAUAGAGGGUGAAAUUCAGCGUCACGCUAAGACCAGCGUUCCAUCUGCACAAGCUUAUCAGUUUGCCAGGUGGAACGAUCCUCUUUCCCUCCACAGUGUUCUGCAGGUUCUCAUGAUACCUCCCUUGCACAGGUCUUGCACAGAUGGGGCUCAUUAGGUCAGUCCUGCUCAUUUUGUUUUUGCCAGGACCAGUGCAGGGAGAGAAAGAGUUAACCCCCCCCUUCUCUGCCCAGCCCUGAAGCUGGUCAUGCUUCCCCAGCUAUUUACACAGCUAAAAACCUAUGUACAUUAAUUUCCUUUACAAAAUUAAUGUCACACCUCAUUUGGCCCUGAGUCUCCCAUUCUAUAAGCAGAAUAAAAAGUUCUUGCAAGAGGGUACCUGCAACUAGGAUUUGCAGCAUCUUAUACAGCACAGCUAUAGUAGACAGGAGCUAAGGUUUAGAUGGGAAGCUUCCUUCAAGUGUAUCUUUUGAGCACUCAGCUGGAAUGUGCUGGUAGCUGUUGGCUUGGACUUGGAGCUGAAUGAAACUUAAGUUUUGUAUCACAUAGUUAAAUAUGCAAAGAAUGGCUGCCUCCAAGUCAGAGAUCUUUAGUGUUGCUGUGGCAUUGUUUUCCCGCAAUUAGCUGGAAAUGGAAUUAAAAUAGAGGGUCCACGCAGUACUUAAUACAUUUCUGUAUUGUCAUCAGGCCUGGAGGCUAGCUUUGUGGCAGGCUGCAGCUGGGGUCUAAUUCUGACACUGGUAGGUAAGAAGCAAAUGAGUCAGAGGCAGGGGAUGUGAUCUCUGGCAGGCUGCAGCUAAGGUACGUUAUCAGCUAAGCUGGUUGUUUCAAAUCUACUUUCAGGAGUAGAAACAAAGGGCAGGGUUCAACUAAUCAGGCCCAUAAGCGGAAGAUGAGUGCAAAGAAUUCCACUUGUGCAAUGGGACUUCUCCCCUUCUCACCCCCCCAAAACUCCCCAAAUUAACUCUUGGGUCUUGGAGGUGGGAAGAUCCCCAGAACAAUGCUCUUUCUGUCUGGCAAACUGGAAUGCUUGCCCUGAUGGAACGAUCAGCACAGCACUUUGUUGAAUUCCUCCCAGAACUGUUUUUUGCAAUCAUUUGACUCUUAUUUUAAAAGAAUGCUUAUUUUCCCAUGUGUGCUUGAGCUGUUGUCAGGAGGAAUUAAAUGAUAAGAGCAAAUCCUCUUUAUUGAUGAUAUCUGAGCUUAAAUCACGUCAAUUCUUAUUUAUGUUUCAAAAACUGUGCUGCCUUGGCGUGGCAUCUUUAAUCUAGAGACUAAUGAUGUGGCUUGCGAAGGAGACACACACACACACACACACACACACACACACACUUUCUGGGUAAACUUUUCUGCAUAUGGCCAAUAGUAACAGAACAGCUGUCAUAUACCAACCACUUUAACUCCUCCCCCCGAUGAGUGCUUCUGUGUGCCAAGCCUUCAUUGCCUUUAUUUCACAUGCGGCCACAUGACCCAGAAGCUGUACGCCGGCUCCCUCGGCCAGUAAAGUGAGAUGAGCACUGCAACCCCAGAGUCAGCCACGACUGGACCUAAUGGUCAGGGGUCCCUUUACCUAUCAUUGAUGGAAAUGAUUACCAGCUGCAGAGAUCUCAGUGGCACCACCCUCUGGUGGUGGCUUCUGCAACAGUGGUGGCAGUGACUCCCAGGGCAACAACAGUAGCUGUCCCCCACAAUACUCAUGCCUAGUUUGGCGAUGAUAUCUCCCGAGGUGGCAGAACCUAUGCCAAAAAAUUGAAGUCACACCAAAGUAAUGCUUUGGUCCACUAUCUUGAGUCAAAAUGGCACCCAGCAUCUACACAGCACUGAAGUCCUCCAGCCCCACCUUGGGAAUCCUCAUGCUGAGGUUGGUGAUGAUAUCUAGUGGUGUCUGAACCUAUACCAGAAAAUGGGCAAAAGUCAAAUGAAAGUGACAUUUCAGUUUGUCCAUUUGAUUCAAAAUGCUGUCCAGCAUCCAUCUCGGGAACCCUCAUGCCAGGUUUCACGAUGAUAUCUCAAGAGGUGGCCAAAACUAUAGAGAAGAAGAGUUUGGAUUUGAUAUCCUGCUUUAUCACUACCUGAAGGAGUCUCAAAGUGGCUAACAUUCUCCUUUCCUUUCCUCCCCCACAACAAACACUCUGUGAGGUGAGUGGGGCUGAGAGACUUCAAAGAAGUGUGACUAGCCCAAGGUCACCCAGCAGCUGCAUGUGGAGGAGCAGAGAUGCAAACCUGGUUCACCAGGUUACGAGUCUACCUCUCUACACCACACUGGCUCAGAUAGACAGCUAGUCAGACUGACAAACCACUUACCAAAAUAUGUAUUAGGUGUGCUUGUGUAAACAACUUUGGGAAGCAUUGCAUUUUAAAAAUAUAUUUUUUCUUAAAUAAAAUAAGAAAAUACUUGGAAUUAAAGUAUUUUGCAUUUUUCAAAAAGCAAUUUAAUAGCAGUAGGUUCAGGGUAUUAUUGAAUGAAGAGCCCAACGUGAAUCACUAUUUAAUAUGACCUCAGCAAAACAAGAUGUCAUAUUGUGUGGUCCCAUAUGUUACUCAUACUUCUUUAAAAACAGAGAUAUUAGGUGAUUCAGAAUUUGCAAUAUGCUACAGAUAUAGCGAACAGGAAAAAUGUUAAUGAAGGAAAGCACUUUCUUUGGCCAAGUUUUGAAAACGACUUUCAUACUCAUGAGACAAAAAUGAAAUAAAAGAUCAUAUGAAACACAAAUAAGCUAAUUAACCUCUCUGAGCCACUCCAGAAGGAUACUGUGAUCAAUAUCAAAAGUCGCCAAAAAAAUUCUUUUUGCUGCUCCCCUAUAUCUGACAAACGAACCAGGGUGAUCAAGGCAGUUUCAGCACCACGACCUGGCCUGAAAACAGACUGAAAUGCAUCCAGAUAUUCAAUUUCCUCCAAGCAAACCUGAAUCUGGACCUUCACCACCAUCUUCAGCACCUUGCCCCAAAAGAGACCAUUAGCCAUUGGAUGAUAAUUGUUUAACAUUUGUAGGUCCAAGAAGGUCCACUUAAGGAGGAAUAACAAGAUAGCUAGCUGUUGGCAAUUUCCGCAUAAUUAUUGGCACAUUCUAGGAACUGAAUGUUAAAGCAAAGUAUCUGCUUUUGUGAAAGUUAGGAGUUAGGGCCAAACUAAGAAUGAUAUUAGUUGUAUGCAUGCAGGGCCCAUUUAAUGAACAGAAUGCAUUCGCCAGAAAUUGUUCGUUAGGUGAGUAUUCACAUAACGAGUCCAUGAUUUAAAUUAUUUCUUAUGGAAAUAUUUCUAAUGUGGGAUUUGUCCAAUCUCUCCCCCAACCUCCAAAGGGGAAAAAACUGAUUUAUCCGAUCUCUCCUGCUCCCUGAUUCAUCUGAUGUCACUCCCCCUCCACUCUGUGGUUUCUGCCCGAAAAGGGCUGCUACCGACCAGCAAGGCACAAGCAAACAAGGAAGGAAGAAAGUUGACUGUCCAGAUAUCUGAAUCUGCAGAGCAUGCUGCAAGAUUUAUUUAAUUCUUUAUGUGCGGAUAAGUGGAUUUUUAUGAUAGUGAGGAUGUGGAUAGCGGGGCCUGAGUGUAUGAGGGGAAGCUGAAUCACUUGCUGCGUGUGAUACCAGUGAAAACUCUCCCAUCUGCCAUUAUCCCCUGGAAGUGAGCUCACAUAAGUGCCAGGAGCUUCUUAGGAUUAAAAGACCCUUGGGAGUGAUUUUCAUCAAAAUCACUGUAGGGGGCAAGAAUGAAACCCCCACCAAACACCAUUGCUCUGAUCCAGUUUGCCCGCCCCCAGCACCUAUUUAAACGGGGGGGGGGGGCGCGAUGUUCAGGUUAAUUAUCCUUACAUACAAUUAUCAUCUGUCAACAUCCUGUUCUAGGUCAAAUCGAAACUUCCAGGGGAGGCUGGGUUGGAGGAGUGUUACUUACUGAAUGGGCAGGGGUACACCCAAACGAAUAAAGUCAAGAUAAGCUGUUCAGAAUCGCAACAGGCAAGGAAGGCAAAGCACAGCCUGUCAGGACCCUGGACAGAUCAUUGUGGGAGAAACUGGCUGGAAUUCGCCUAAGAAGAGCUGUUGUAUGAGCAGCAUGAAGGCCUGUCUGGCCUGGGCCAGCUGUUAACCUCAUUCCCUUUGGGAGCUAUCUGUGGUCCUUAAAGGGCCAGUGCAUGAUUCUUCAGCCACUGAGUCUUAAAGCACAGGUACAGCAGUGUACACUCCAUUGGAGUUGUCCUCUGAGUCUGAAGGGUCAAUAAUACCACAUCCUCCGAUCUGGAAAGUCUUGGAGUGGAGGAUGACGGUUCUCUAGGCAAUUCCUCCUCCCCUUCUAAGUCUUCCUCAAAGCCAGGUAGAGGAUAGAGGCCAGAAAACCUAACAUAUUUUGGCCCGUAAUAUGUCCACUCAGGUUGCUGGGGUACAUUCUUUGGAGCAUUGCUCUCUGAAGCUAGAUUUGAUUCUCACAUUGUUUGUUAAGAACACUGAGAUUAAUAGUCAUGUAGAAAAGGUAGUGAAAGUGUGGCUGCAUAAAAAUACAUAUUGAUCUGAACACACACUUCAGGAAGCUGACACGAGUAUUAAUAUUUGGAAUAUGUAUCUGGGUGGGCAGAACACACCUCCCAAUAGAUCACUCCAGUUUGUCUACGUGUAAGAAUCUUCAUGUACAAAAGCACAGAGUAAAAUAAUGAGAAAAGCCUUUUAAAGAUAAAAAUGCCUCAGUAUCACCAAGAGCUAAUGACAUGACCAGUUAGCCUCUGAAGCUAGAAUGGGGAACCUGUGGCACUCCAGUUUUGGGGUUUAUUAUUUUUCUGCUGGACUACAGUUCCCAUAUUUGGCCAUGCUUGCUAGGGCUGAUGGGAAUUGAAGUCCAACAACAUCUGGAGGGCCACAGGCUCUCCAUCCCUAUUCUAUGGCACUAACACACAUUAGAUCUUUUUGCUGCUACUGAGUGACACAGUUGCUCUUCUGGUUUGUCUGUGGGAUGAAAGUACCUGGGACCUGGGAAGGUGUCCAUGGUUUUGAUCUCUCAGAUAUGGAAGUUCAAACAACUGCCAUACUCACAUUUUUGUACAACAAAUUCAUGCCUAGUGGCCUGACUAUGCACAGAUGACACAAGUGCCAGUUGUCUUGGAGAUAAUCUGGAUUGAAUCUAUUAUAAUUGAAAGGAUGGAUUUUCUCCAUAGGAGAGGAUAAAUUAAUGGUGGGGGGACGGGACCUGUUUGCAAGUAAUGUAAUUUCAGUGUUUGAAAAAUUUCUUUUGCAGAUAAUCGCAUUUGAUGAGUUAAAGACAGACUUCAAGAGCCCUAUAGAUCAGUGCAACCCAGCGCAUGCGGUGAGUUCUGUUCUGUUAUUUUAUAGUAAUUUAGUUUUGAUAGUAAUGCUAAACUGUCAACAAAAAUAUGGAUUUGACUCAGGAUUGCCUAAAAGUGAAAUUUAUUUUAAUAUGUAAACAGGGUGAGUCUUGAUAUAAUUAUUUCUGAUUCAGAAAUGAGGGGUGUUGGAAUGGAAAAAGGCACAUACCAAGGGUUGACUCACAUAACUGAAAAUCAGCUGUGCUUUUGAAGGGCAAAGUCAACAUGCAUUACAUAUAGCUUGUCAUGUGGCGAAGUGGUCAGUUGAUCAUCUGGCCAUUCUCAUCGUAUGGACAUGUUGACUCCCUGUGGGUAAUUAUAUGAGUGAAAAUACAUUUUAUUGCAUUGCUUAUAGAGAGAUUGUUGCUCCAUUGCUCCACCAUAAUGGCUGUGACAAAACUACGGUACCCCAUCCCCAGAAAUCCUGACAAUGGGCCUAAUGAGAGGUUAGAGGAUGGUUUCCCACUAUGUGAAUGAGCCUUGGCCUCACAUGCUCCUCUUUCCCUCUCCUACUGCAUGCCAGAAGAGGAUAUCAAAAGCAUCCUCUUGAGUUUUAAACAAACCACAGUGCUCUGUUUUAUGUUCAGAGUCGAUGAAUUUGUUUUGUUUAAACUUGAAUUAAUGAACAAGCCUAGAUCAGAAACAGUGGCUUAAUCCUGACUUGUGUGAGCUUUUACAGAUUUUAAAGAAACCACAUCUCCACGUUGGGACCUAACCAGAGACUACCGGUUUGUUUAAAAGUGGAAAGAGAUGCUUCCAAUUUCCUCUGGAGCAUAUGAGAAGAAGGGAGAGGAGGAGGGAGCAUGCAAGCUUGAGACUUGCCAUGGCUUAUUUACAAAGCGGGGAAUCUACAUUUUCCAUAACAUCUGAAACAGCUGUAUGUGAAGGCAAAGCGGUGAAGAUUGUGGAUAUAUGAAGUUUCCUCACAUCAAGUUCGGCUAUGGACUGUUUAUCCCAGCACUGACUGGUGGCAGCUCCAAAGGUUUCAGGAAUAGCAUCUCUCCAAAAGAUAGGCUUGAAAAACAGCUAUUUGAGCCUAUGGCCCAUAGUUAAAUGACUAAAAGACCGAUUGUAGAUGCUGCGCUGCUUAAGUCUGUUAACCUUUAAUAACUACCCUGUUAUUUCCAAAGGGAAUGUAGAAUUUAAAUUCCCCUUGAUGCCUGGCUGUAGCCAGCGCCUCAUCCUAGGGAAUCAUUUCCCCUUUUAAGGAUUUCAAGCUCUACAGCAGAGAAGUUAUCUCCUUCCAAAGCUGCAUGACUGUGUAUGCUUGCCACUCAUGACUGCUGUAGGAAUUCAUGUCCAUUUUUGCCUAGAGAAGCAGAUCGAAGUCUCACAGUGUAAGAGGGAGAUAGCCACUGUAGUAAAUCAAAUUAAACUUGCUUAUGAGGUGAGAGAAUUUGUCUCUGAUGUAAUAGCUGAUAUAUUCCAUAGGUGAAAGGCACAGUAACCAUGUUUACCUAAAUAGAACCUGAAGGGAAGGCUGAGGGGUUUUCCCAAUGUCUUUGAAAACCAGUGAAGCAUGUUGAGCAGUGAAAUGAAUAAAUAAAACACACACAAGGCAAGUGGCAAUGUUUGCUUAACCAAGCUGAAAUGCCAAGCUUAAACUGGAAGACUAGAGAGGGCUUCCUUAAACUUUUUGGGCAAAGCUCAGGUCUGCCAAUGUUCAUCACCAUGGUUACACUUAAAGCAGCAAUUACUUGUUGGAUGUCUCUGGCCAUAAAGGAAAAAAAGUGUGUCUACACAGUGCUGACUCAGACACCCCUUGCCCUCACUGCCAUCAUGCACUACCCAUUUGUAAGGAUGUGGAUCCACUCAGUGGUGGUAACCUUUACACUGUUACCCUACAGAGGAAGCAACUUCUGCUACACCAUGGCAGAUGUAAUAAUGAACACAGACCUGAACUAAAGUGACUGAAUUUACUAAAUCUGAGGUUGAAUCUCCUUCCCGGUGUCAUCCAAAUUAUGUUGGUGGAUAAUGCAUUACAAUGGUUUGUAUCCAAGGAAGUCGUCCCAUUUGCACAAGGACUUCUGCAUGUGCAAUGGAAUCAAUAAAGCAAUCAUUUUAUUUGUCCCCUUCCUCUCUUCCACUACGCACUUCCCAAAUCUGUUCUGGAGAUUCCUCCAACCCUCUGGAGCACAUUUGGGGGAGCACGCAUGGGGAGAGGAAGGAAGAGGAAGUUCCACUGUGCAAGCAGAUAUCCUUGCAUGAAUGGGAUGACUUCUUUAGACACAACAUUACAUCUUGAAGUAGUGGGCACAGAUUUUAUUACCAUUAAUUAAUUAUUAAUGAAACUCUACCCAAGUCAAGCACUUUUCAGUCAUUACUGGGUUGAAGAGUCAACACAGGUAUAGCGUUGUCUUCAAGGAAACACCAAUUUACCAGCUUCUUUGCAUAAUGAGGAUGAACUGCAGUGGGGAGCUUUUUGUGCCCAAAGCUGCUCCCCAUGUGAUUGAGACUUCUAGAAAAUCAGAGUUUUCAACUGCAUAGGGAGCCUCCAUGGACACCAAUGCUCCUGAUUGCAGAAGUUAAUCCUCAUUGUGUCAAAAUAAUUUGUGUGACCUCAUGGGCAUUAACCCCAAUACAUGUGCAUUCCCUCUUCAUCACAGUACUGCUUGGGUUGAGUUUACUCCAUUUGGAGGUAGUUUCCUUGAUUCAUGAGUGUCUUAAAUUGUACCCUUUCACCCUUCCCUUUCUCUCUCUUUUCUUUGACAGAGAGAGCGAUUGAGAAAUAUUGAACGAAUCUGCUUUCUUUUGCGAAAGGUAGGAAUUAACCCACGUCGGCUGUGGGCUUUGGGCUGUUCAAAGGGAUCUGAGCCAUCGUAUCGGUGUUGCUAGAAAUAGCACUGGACCUUUCCUAAGGUUCCUCCUCCAGCAAGGAGGCGAUAAUGGCAGAAUGGAAAUUGAAACUGAUGUGACCUUUGAAGGAAGGAAGGAAGCUAAUUAGGAGGGACUUCCAAUCAGUCAAUAAUAUUCUAAAAAGAAAUGAACUUUUCAGAACAUCAUUGGCUUCACUUUAUUAGCCUCAUUUUUUUUUAAGGAAGCAGAUGACUUUAGGAGGCAUCAUUUGGAACCUGACAUACAACCUUAAAUCUUUGUUCCUACGCUUUUUUCUAUAACUAUGCAACAAUAAUCUGAUAAAUGGCAUACCUUUUAUUGUGAGCCUUUUAUUAUGAGUUUCAAACAUUUGAAAGGGAAAACUGAGCACUUCUUUUAAGGGUCUUGGAAAGGCAUUUGCUGCUUUCUCUUUACGUAACUUUUUGAGCAAUAAACGAUCUUCUGUUAAUUCUCUAGUGAGGUUACCUGCACAGUGGCUCUCACAGCAACCCCACAUCUUGAGUGCUUUGGAAAACAACAGUCUCACACUGGUGUUCCCGACAGCAAACUCAUUACAAGUGGAUAUCCUAUAUAUGCGAUUGCUCACCUUUAAACACCUUAAAUCAUGUCUGGAAUUGGCUGGCUCAGUCAGGUCCUUAAAUGUGCAUGACGUCAACAUAUUAUUCACUUGCUCCUGGAAACACUGCAGCUGUUCUACUUGUGUUCUUUGUUUUUGAGGGAAGGACAAUAGCUCACCAUAGAAGCACUGAGUUGGAAGAGACCCUGAGGAUCAUAUAUCCCAACUCCCUGCAAUACAGGAGUCUUUUUCCCAACGUAGGGGUCAAACCCAUGACCCUGAGGUUGAUUCUCAUGCUUACCAACCAAGCUAUCCCAGCUCACUGAUGGGAGCACUUGGAAUGAAGCUUUGCAUUCAAAAGGCCCCAGGGUGAAUCCUUGUUGUUUCUGGGUAUGGCUAGAAAAGAGGCCUAUCUGAAGCCCUGGAGAAACACUGUUAAUCUAUAUAGGCAGUGCUGAGCUUGAUGGAUCAGUGAUCUGUCUGAGUAUAAGGCAGCUUCCUAUCUUCUCUUUGCUCCGAGAUACUAACACUACUGCUGUCCUGGAAAUAGUUUCAUUGUGUUACUUGCUAAGUCAGCAUCCUUCUAGUUUCCAAGUCGUGCCCCAGUUUUUGUAAUGUAAAGCAACAGACAGUGGUAAUUUUAUUAAUAUAUGUGUGUUGCCUGGAGAUGUCUUGCCCACACUGGUAUUUAAUUUUUAUUGAGCCUAAGCAUCCUUGCUAACAGCAGAAGCAGUACCUUUCCGUUAAUUACAUCCUCCACAUAUCGCACACUCUAGGGAACAGGUUACUUUUCAUACUCUUAAAUUGUUUGUUAAUACAGUCCCCUUUUCCAGAGGUCUUCGGGGAAAUGCUGCUUUUAAUUGGGAUAUGUGCUGUAGGGAAAAAGAAAAACAAGAUAAUUCAACAGAAAGGCAGUACUCACGGCAGACAACUGCUCACAGUAGCUUUCUCUGGAUAGCAAUUCUGGGGUAUUCAAGGUUAGCGGCAGAGCUUUGGGGAGCAAUUAGAACACUAAACUAGUUUAUGAAUAAAGUAAAAUGUUGGGGAAGAUGGAUGCAAUUGUUAAGGCACGCUUCAGGUAUGCAGCCUCAUUAUUAUAUUGCUUUGUGUGGCCUUGGAUAGUGCAGUGUGUUGUGUGCAUUUUCUGCUUCCUAAAGCGUUCUCCUGAAAUAACUCACUUGAAUGAAAAACAAAAUCUGUUAGGCACUUUUCUUUUUUCAUUUUUUUUAAAGAGUUGGGCUAAUGAAAGAUUUCACCUUAAGGUCUUUUUGUGAAAAUGAUUGGUUCAAACCAUGACAAUUUUUAAAGUUUGUGGGACUAUUACUGUUGGUUUUGGUACAACUGGGCUCCAUGAUUAGAGCACAAACCACCUUAGGGUAGAACAUCAUCCAGUUGUUGGGCAGGAGCCAUCAGCUGAAGACCAAUGUUCUAUACAGCAACUACUGUACAACCUUUUACCCAGCUGUUUAAGGCUCUUCCUUCUAUAUUAAAAAUCUAGCAUCUUUGUCUGAAAGUGUAUUAGUGAUUUAUUUAAACAGUUAUAGGACCAAUCUACAUUACAUACUUAGAAAAUGCAUGCAGAAAAUUGUUAUGGCAGUCCUUAUUAGUUUGGUAUACAAAUUUUCUGUGAUGAGAGACCCCUAAAUGUACACUGCCCUGUUACUGGUUACUAGUAGGGAUGAGGGGGAGAAAACAAUUUAAGUUUGUAUUUAAAGGCAAAUUCACACUUAUUAAAACAAUAUUCAACCUGAAAUAAAGCUAUCCUUCAAAAUUUACAGUUAUCUGAAUUUUGCAAGGCUGUUCUCUGGUCAAGUAAUGUAUUCAAAAAUGUGUACAUUAAAGUGCGCAUAUAAAUGCAUAUAUUUGUGAAAAUAACAUACACAAAUGUAUUGUGUUAAGGGAAACUGCAUUUAAAAUAUUGUAUAGUUGGAGAAAUUCACAUGAAAAUGCUGAUGAAUAUUCAUGAGAACUUAAAAACAACCCCAAAAAAUAAUGGAAAACUGGAAAAUUAGAAACUGGGAGAAACUAUUUGACAUAUUCGCCCAUUCCUAGCGACUAGCAGGAUGGCUAUAUGCAGCUUGUCACUUGCUAAAAAUCAGCAAAGGGAGAAGGUUGUUGCCUUCAUGUCUUGCUUGUGGGCUUCCCAGAGGAAUCUUCUUGGCUUCUGGGGUCAACAGAAUGCUGGACUAGAUGGGCCUUUGCUUUUACGUUCUUAGAAAAUGAGCAGGUGAGCUGGUCUUAAAGCCACAAAUAGAAUUUAUAGUCCUUCCUUGAUUACCUCUGUAAAUCAUUGUUGAUUUACCUCUGUAAAUCAUUGUUGUUGCUGCUGACUUACUUAGGUCAACCUGCUUCUUAAUUUAGAAAGGGCUGAAUUGUAAAACUUCACUGACUAGUCACAUUGGAUGGCAAGAACUCCCGCAUAACUGACUGUACUGUUGAUGCUCACUUGGAGGCCAAGGUUCCCCAUGCUCUUUAUGUGUGUGGUUAGAUGGGACUAGCAAUGUAAGGACCCCUCCAGGUGUCUUUUGUAUUGCACAUUUAUUGUAUUGCACAUUUAUUGUGGUUUGUUCUUAUGGGGCAAUCACAGGCAAUCCCACUUUCAAUACUCUUUGUGCCUGCAAAAGUUUCCAGUCAGUGCAUAUCCUGUAACUUCCUGCUGAAAUGCCGCAACUUUUCAUAUCACAAAUAUUUGGGGUGUGUGUCCCCUACUUUUGUUGUUCUAUUGCCCUUCAGAUAGCAAUGAUGAGGUAGCUUCAGGGGACGCAUCGCAGAACAACUAAUGAAACUGAAUAAAGACACCUUUACUGCACUAAUGUGUCAGUAACAGGUUUCAGGAUAUACCUGCAGUUAUAAUACCAGUCUGGAAGGGUCCUAAUACUCAGUAUUCUUACUCAGAAGUAAUUCCUCCAGACUUCAGAGAGUUCUACUUCUGUGUAACUAUAUUUAUUCAAAAGUGCACCCAGUCCUAUUUGAAAGCCUCUGGGUUCGCAAUAUGUUUAGAAAUACACUGAAAAUACCAUAAAUUUAAAAAUAAUUGGGCAGGAAACUGAUCUGCUUAAUCUCAAAGACAAAGGCUUUGUCCCACCCUCUGCACAGGCUUUUGGGGGAAGGAGGGGAGGGAAACAUCCAUUGGACAAGCUUGCCUUCUACUCACACAAUAUUGGAUAUGAUCCUGUGCUUUUGACAAAUGCUCCUGUGCUUUCUUAUGAGGAAUGGUGGAUGGAGUUGCAUAUAUUUAGCCUGGAUAAGAGGAGACGGAGAGGAGUUAUGAUAGCCGUCUUCCAAUAUCUAAAGGGCUGUCACAUGGAAGAUGGAGCAAGCUUGUUUUCUUCUGCUUUGGAACGUAGGACUCGAACCAAUGGCUUCAAGUUGCAGGAAAAGAGAUUCCAACCAAACAUCAGGAAGAACUUUCUGACAGUAAGAGCAGUUCAACAGUGGAACGGUUUCUCUCAGGUGGUUGUGGACUCUCCUUCCUUGGAGGUUUUUAAGCAGAAGUUGAAUGACCAUCUGUCAUGGAUGCUUCAGCUGAGAUUCACGCAUUGCAGGGGGUUGGACUAGAUGACCCCCGUGGUCCCUCCCAACUCUCCCUAUUCUGUGAUUCUAUGUGGAACAAGUUUUCCUUGUGCUCCCAGUUUCACUCUUAUACCUGCCCUUAUCAGCUAGUAGAAAUGAAGCUAUUUGAAGUCCUGGCAGUAGGAAGAUGCAUUCUGGCAAUUUUACUGAACAGAGUGCAGGAGAUAUUCUUAGGUUUGAUGAAUUACCCCAUGACAAAAAACAUAAUGAGAACAGAAAAUGGCCCACCAUGGGUCCCCUCCAUUGACAGUGAUUGUAACAGAGAUGGAGUGAGUGCACUUUGCCUGCAACCAUUAGAGUCCAAAGAUGGCUGCCUUGUUAGCGGCUUUUCACUCCCUGCAAUCUUUCUUACAGCAGAUAAUGCUUUCCCCAUUCAGACCUCCUCUAUAUCAUGACACUGCUGAGUCUGACUCAUUGGAUGGGCCACAGGAAACCUGUAGAAGGCUCCUUCAACAGUGUGAUUAGUAGCAAAACCCACGUCAAGAGGCAACAGAGAUGAAUUGUGAAGACUUACUAGCACUUGUAAAAAUAAAAAAAAAGCAACCCUUUGCUGCGGUUCUUCAGGCAAUCGUUCAAUUCAUAUUUUAAUAGCUUAAAUGUCCUAUGAGACAAUGGCACAGAUAGCAUGGCCUGGCAAACUCUGCUUGAGACAAAGUGAGAGCUAUAUUUAGGGUUUCUAUUUAAGCCACUUGCUGUGCUGCUAACCAUGCAAGACUUGUAAAUAGUUCUAAUUUUUUUUUUUAUAAAAAAAGGAAGUUCAUGGGCAGUUAAAAAGAAACAAACCACCUUGAUUCUGUAUGUUUUAUAUUUUUGAUUAGAACAAGAAAACUAAAAGAGGCAGUUGCCCCCACAUUGUAUUAUCAGUUGCAAUAAACUAAAGUAAAACUGUAAGGAUGAUAAUAAGUUCACACAUAUAAAAUAGAGAUGGAUUCCUGGAGAAUACUAGAAAUUAAUAUUCCUUUUACUCAGUUACAAUACCACCUGUCUUCCAUCAUGGAACCUGAGGCAGCAGGUAUGUGGUUCCCAGGUGGUUCCCAUCCAGGCACUGACCAGACCUUGACCUGCUUAGCUGCAUCAUGCGUCCAGGCUGCCAGUAUGACAGUAAUAUUUGUCAGGUGGUGCAGGAUUUGACUAGAUGCCAUCUGCAUUUGCCAGAAAGGGAUACCAAGCAGUAAAGAUACCAAGCUUGUGGUGUGGUCAGGUUCUUAGAAAUCCUAGCUGCAUGAAUUAGUUGUCCUAAUCCUAUGGUACCUUGUGUUCAUGAUGGAUGGAGGGUUACACUUUCCAGUAUGCAGCAAUUUCCACUCUGGUGGCAGAGAGGAAACUGGAGAACAGGUACUCCUAAAGCACAUUUGUUGAUCUUCAGUGGAAAUGUUUGAUACGCUUUAAAAACUAAUUUAAAACGUAAUGCCGGUAAAGCAUCUUACGUUUCUUUCACAGCAAUUUUACAAAAUAAUAAUUAAGAAGGGUUAAACUGUAAAUUGUAAUAUAAUAUAUUGAUAUUAUAACAGAAACAAUAUAAGGAUAUAUUAUACUGAUGUUCAUUAUAAAGGAAAUAAAUGUACAUGUAAGAGCUCUGCCAAUGAUAUAAAUAUCAAUGUAAUUUUUACCCAUACCGUGGGCUCAUGGUUGACUUGCUCCAGGCAAACCACAAGCUAUAACCAAGAUUUGUUUGCGGCUUGUGGUUUGUCUGGAAGAAACAAACCAUGAACCUGGGUUCAGAAAAUACACUAAGCCACACAGCAGUAGGAACAAAGUGGCUGCAAUGUCUUCUUCGGGAUCCUGUGCUUACAUGCUCCAGCUAAGCCAUGGUUUGGUUUAGCAUAAUGUGCAAACUGACUAGUUGUAAGAAAUUUGCUCUAGUCUCCCAGCAACUACUUGAAUAUCCCAGAAUAGACAGACUGGUGGUGAAAGCACUACAGCACUGCAAAUAACUCAUCUUUUGCCCCACCCCUCCAGGUGCUAAAUGAAAUAUGAAAAUAGAGCAUAUCCCUGGAGUGUUGCUGUUCCAGGUGUGAGACCUGAAUACUGACAGCAAGUCUCUUAAUGAUGGCCCAGAUAAUAUCCCUUGUUUUCUUCCUGUAUUGUGAGUUCAUAUUUUGCUGUUUGGGUCUGUUUGCCCUAGAAAUAACUUGAGAACAUAUUGCAAGCUAUAGGAAGAUAAGCAGACAGUUUUUUAAGUGUUGGAAAGGUGUGCUUUUCUUUAAAAAAAAACUGCUCUGGGAAAAACACAACAGUUCAGCUAUAAGCAAAAGAACCAGAAUAUUUCUGCUUAGUUUCACUUCAGUUUUCUUCUUGGUUACACAUUUAAAGAGUGUGUGAAUGGUGUUCAAUUUAUGGUGCUUUCUUAAACUUUGAAAUUAUUAUUAUUAUCUGUAUACUUUCCUAUAGCCGCAGGUCUCAGGGUGCUUCACAACAUAAUAGCAUAUCACAGUGUAAUAACACAAAGAGCAUAUUGCUCUUUGCCUUCAUCAUCUUGUAAUAAGAAGCAAAUUGCCUCUGAAUAUGGAGGCUCCAUAUUCUUGUUGGCAGACCUAUCCUGGGCUAAUGGCUCUCACAACAGACAUAUCAAUAAGACAUUCAGACUCUGAUGAGAAGGGGAAAAUAUCAGAUUUUCAUGGUAAUAUAGCAUAGAUAAAGAAUGUUUGAGUACCUGUCCCAUAUGGGGUGCUUUUUGAUGAACUAGAAACAUCUAAGGAUACUGCCUUUACCCACUUACCAAGGAGUAAGCCCUAUUGGACUCAAUGGAAGUUACUUUUGAGUAGACAUGCAUACAGUUGCUUGUAAAUCAAUUAAAAAUUGCUUUCAAGCUCAUCUUGAGGGCCAUGAGGGCUAGCAACCUACUUCUCUUAAAAUGAAAAACGAGAUUCCCGGAAAACUUAAGUUCUGUGAGUUUUGCUCUUUACUGUACUGGUCUAGAACAUGUACUGUCCUGGCUGUAAGCAAAAAUGUAAUCCAAUAAACGGGAACAAUUAUAGCAAGCUGAAGCAUCUUGCCUCCAUUACAGUGCAACCCUAUACAAGCCUACUCAAAAGUAAGCCCCAAUGAUUUCAUUGGGAAUGACUCUCAGGUUAGUGUGCAUAGAUUUGCAGCCUUAGUCAGAAAGAGAUGAGCUUGAAUUUUUACCAAGAAGGCAGAAUGAAGUCUUGUUGCUUAUUGAGAAAGUUGGACUAGAUGCCCCUUGAGACACUUCCAGAUUGCCUGUGAUUCUGGGUGAACUCUGAACUCAAGUCCUGAAGACAAGUUCUAUUAAGGCAUUGUUUCUGUUCCUAACAUUUUUAUCACCGAGAACAAAAAUUCUAUUUGGGCUAAAAAUACACUGAGUACAAAACUUCUAGCUGGUUCAUGGAAAUCCUUUCCCCUUUAUUCUUUCAUGAAUCAUUUAUUUUUGGACUAUUUCUGUAAAGUGUCCCUCACUUGUCAGAGGAGAAAUGGAGCAAUUUGCUGUUUAUGUAAACUGCAGAGCUGUUGCAAGCUUGCACGAGUCACUGAAAAGAGGUGUUCUCUCUCUUCCUGCCCCUAUGAUAUGGAUGAGGCCCAGAGGGCACCAACCUUUUCUGCAGUGGCUCUCCACUCAUGGAAUGCUCUUGCCAGAGAAACUCACCUGGCUCCUUCGUUACAUAUCUUUAGGUGCCAGGCAAAAACAUUCCUUUUCUGCCAGGCCUUUGGAUAAUCUAUGGCCUUUUAAACUGCGGACGGGGCGGACGGGAAGGUGUUGUCUUUGUCUGUUACGAUGGUAUGUAUUCUUGUGUUUUUAUAUUGUAAACUGCCCUGUGAUCUUUGGAUGAAGGGUGGUAUAAUAACAACAACAACAAAAACAACAACAACAAUAAUAAUAAUAAUGGUGGCAGACAGAGAGGCAGAGUGGAAUAAAGUGCUUUUGAAAGGUUUUGGAGAAAUCAGCUUACAUAGGCUUCUUCCAUAUCAUUUCCCUUGCAACCAGGUUGCUUUCUCAUGUCCAAAAAUUAAUCUCAUUGCCAGCAGAAAGUGUUUACAGUCGUACCUUGGUUCUUGAACGCCUUGUGAUUCAAACAUUUUGGCUCCCAAAGGCUGCAAACCCCGAAGUGAGUGUUCCAGUUUGCGAACGUUUUUUGGAAGUCAAACUUCUUGACACGGCUUCUGAUUGAGUGCAGGAAGCUCCUGCAGCCAAUCGGAAGCCACGCCUCGGUUUUUUAACGUUUUCGGAAGUCGAACGGACUUCUGGAACGGAUUCCGUUUGAGAACCAAGGUACGACUGUACUUCACAAUGUAUGAAUCAAGGUUCCUUUUGCCUUGAGUAUAUCCCUUGUGAAACAACAACAAGCAUCACCUUGGAGAAGACUUAGUGCUUCUCUGCACCUUUUCCAACAGGGUGUGGGCAGUGUGGUGCAAUAGAGCAAGUGAUAGACUAAGGCAGGUGGGGAACACUGGCCCUGGGGGCUGAAUGUGGCCCUCAAAGUCCCUCCAUUAAGCCAUUGACAAUCACCUGAGGCUACACCCACUACCAGUCCUGUUUCACCCCUUCCUUGAGUAUUUUUGCCUGGCUAGAAUGUGUUUUUGAUCUCCAAUGUAUGCCUCCUGCUUGCCUAGAUGGAGGAAACAGAGGAAUGUUUGAGUGUGUGUAGAAACUAGUCUACUGUACAUAGCUAACAAUUACAUGCAUUGCUCUAAACCAGUGGUUUUCAACCAGUGUGCCAUGGCACCCUGGGGUGCCUUGAAUGAUGGUCAGGGGUGCUGUGAGCAACACUGGCCUCUCUCCCUUUUUCCUUCCCUCCCUCCUCUGAUGCCCUCUCACGUCUCUGCCUCCCAAAGGUUUACAUGGCUGUUUGUUGCAGCAGCUCUGGCUACAAGCUCCCCAUGCGAAUGGUGCCUCUGGAGCUGGCCAGGGGGUGCUUCCCAGGCCCCUGUAGGGCAGUGUGAGGAGGCACCUCUCUUUGGGGCGAGGGGCGCAGCUCAGAGACCAGGGGGAGCAGCAGUGGCUGCCCAGAGGACACCCAAGGAGAGGGGAGAGGAGAGGAUGCAGAGGGAACACUCUACAAGGGAGGGUGUUUGAAAAGGGGUGAGGGGCUGCCGGCUCUGCAGGCAAGGGGUGACAUAACUGGGCUUCUGAGCCCCAUGGUGGUGGUGCAGAAAGAAUGUAGUUGGUCACUGUUAUGUACUGAAGUUGUCACCCUGGGCCAGCAGGGGAAUACUGUAGAUAGUUUUCACUCAGGUCCACAUAUGCAAAUAAGGAAUUGGAAGUGAAGUUCAGUGAUUGGAUAGUUACAGAAAGUUGUUACUGUUGCGUUGUAGGGGAGCUCUAUAUAAGCAGGCUGUCUGAACCCUUCAGUUCAGUUCAGUUCUGGCCUGUGAAUAAACAAGAGCUGUCUAAAGAAUCGCUGUGUCAUCUGAUAUGUUCACCCACAACUUAACAGUCACGGGAGCCAUGGACUCAAAAGGUUGAAAACCUCUGCUCUAAACACUUUUGCCUCUGGCCCCACCCACCAUUGCAAUGUGGCCAUUAAAAGGUUACCUAGAAGAGAAGGAGGCCCUCAAACGUACCUUGAAUUUGGUAAGGAGAGUUGCCCCCUCUCAAUUAGAAAUGGCAAAAUAAUAUACUGUAUAAUAAUUUCCAACAAGUUGGUUAGAGGUUGUUGAGAGCCUAUGGUACUUUCUGACAAGAGAUAGCGAGAAGGUGCUAGCGAUUUCCUGCGAAGUGGUAAUUUGUGAUAGUUCUUUACUGGCAAAAAUGUAAUUGUACCCUAUGCUGUUGUGGAGAGAAAAUGCAAUAAUGAUGGGAAUUGUUUCUUUUCAAAUAAUUUGACUGAUUCUCUGUACAACUAAAGAGAUAAAUAACGUAAUUACUUGUAAAUUACAUGCAUUAGAAAAGUUAACCUAGCUUGUGGCUCAUUAAAAAAAGUAUUAAAGACAUAUUUCAGGGAAGUUUGGUGCAAUCAUCAUCACUAUUAUCUAGUUUUAUAGCACUUACUUGGCAGUUGUGUGUCCUUGUGAACCUAGUUUGGUCCGAAGUUGAUGCAAAGAUGUCACAAUCUGCAAGCUUUAGUUCUUAGCAUCACAUCAAAGAGAUGGGUCUCAAACAGAUCACUUUCAACAGGGAAAUAGGCAUUAAUUAAAGCUAAGCUUAGUGGUAACUCUUUUGCUGCCUUGCAAGGAAUUAUGAUAUGACUACUCAGAUGGAAUGGAUUUCAGAUGUGGAACUGAAAAUCCAUCCUUUUUGUCUGUUCUGGACACUUAAUAUCUCCAUAUUUUAAGAAUAUAUUUUGAGGUGGUCCAGCAAGCUAGGAGCACCAUAGAGAGAAUGGGAGCAGCAGAGAUGGAAGUUCUGAGAUAUCUGUGAAGGACAGAGAACAGCUGUGAAGUGUGUAUGUGGGGGAUAGAAUGGAGAAAGACUUUGUACAGAAAGACUUUGGUAUGGAGCAGGCAUCCCUAAACUCGCCCUCCAACUGUUUUGGGACUACAAUUCCCACCAUCCCUGACCACUGGUCCUGUUAGCUAGGAAUGAUGGGAGUUGUUGUCCCAAAACAGCUGGAGGUCCGAGUUUGGGAAUGCCUGGUAUGGAGGAAUAUAAAGUAGAGGAAGGUAUCUGAAAGGUGGGGGUGCAGGGAGAUCUGUCUGGUAAAUAAACAGACAAAUUGGAAUAGCAGUAGAGGUGGUGCUGAUAGGUCAGUGCUACUGAAAGAGAAGAGGGAAUGAGAAAUAGGGCUGCAGUGCAAAAUUGUUGAAUGGUUUCUUUAAAUGUAAAGGUUCAUCACUGUUCCACCCGAUGUGUAUGUCUUUAAGGGGCCAGAGCAAGGGCCAGAGCAAAAUAACGAGACCCAGCUUUACAGCUGUGAAACAUAGCAGGUGCUGCUGAGUUGUACUGAUUAAGCUGUGUUGGCAAUUGGGUGUAGUAUAUAAGGAGCAGCACCUAGCUCUCCCAUUACCCUGGGGGAUGGGUUGGUGGUUGGGUCUGGUUUGUUGUUGAUGUAUUUAGUGUAAAAGGAGUUUUUGUUUUUCUUAUUAAAACCUUAUUUAUUUUUGAGUCCCUUUUUAAUGCAUGGUCUCCCCAGCAAGCUCUCUGCGCUACUAAACUGCAAAUAGCCAACAGCUGUAUGGAAAGAAAGGGUAACAUAGGAUUGCUGAUAUGUGUUCAUGCAAAUAGAGAAGGCAGAGGGAGAGAAAAGUGUGAGAGAUAACCAGGAGAAUUCAGAGGGGUAUAUAGUCGGGCAGAAAGGGAAGGGUGGGUGGAGUGGGGUAGAGCUGACGAUUCACUCCCUCAACACCCUCAUUGUUGCCCCUUACCUUGGUGGCGCAGGGUAGCAGCCAGGUCAGCGCCAUGUGCAUUCCUUCCAAUGCAUCCUCACAGCUGCAACCUUACUACCAACCUGCUCUGCCCUAUCCAGGUAAGCUAUAGUAAUGCAGGUAUCAGGAGGGCAGCUCUGUUGCUCUACCCCACUAUACCAGCCAUUACUAGAGCUAGAGCUGUAGCUAGAGCUAUCGAGCUAUAAAUAUAUUUGCUUGUCUAUUCAGAAGUAAAUCCCAUUGAGUUUAGUGGGUCACACUCAGUUAAGUACUUAACUGAAAUAUAGCUGUAUGCUGUGCUGUAAUACUGAAGUUCUUCUUUGUGGCUGUGAUUCAUCAAAGCAAUAGCGUUUCUUUAUGCAUGUAGCCAAGACCAUCCCAAAGGUAUGUGGCAUGGAUAGCAGUGGUUUGAAAACCUAUAUAAAAUAAACAAAACAAAUGCAAAAUAUUCCAAUUCCCAUUCAGCUUAGGCUCCCAAAAGCACCUCUCACAAAAAAAUUACACCGCUUCUAAAAAUGCUUAGGUUUGGCUUUGGCAAAUCUCUUUCAAAAUUUCUGUGUGGCAGACACCGAGUACCCCCCCCCCGGUACCAAUACUAGUUGAAUGCAAUGCCUGGGUACAAUUUUAAAUAAGUGCACUUCGUUGAUUUUAAAGGUUACUUAGGGACCUUAGUGGGAAGCCUUUCUUAACUAUAUAGCAGUUAAUAAACUUCAUGGAUAAAAAUCAGGUUCCAUGCCUUAAAUUCUGUCUGAAAAACAAAUCAGUGCUGAUGAUGGAGUACUAGUGCAAUAUGUUUCCAGGAACUAAUCCCCUAUUCAGUAGGUAGUUAAUACGUUUUUGUACCACACAUAGAGUAUUUAACUGGAAUAAUCCAUUUUGAAAAAAGGGUCCAGUGGAACUUGGAUCUGUUAUCUUGAAACUGCUGCCAAGAAUUGUCUGUGAAAGCCAUGUGUUCUUUUAAGCAUGCCCACCAUAUAUGGGGAAAGGGCCCUCUUUUCUUCAAUGGAUAUCCCAUCUCUUAACACUGAUAUACCGGUAGGUGAAGAUGGUCCACAUUUGUUUUUUAGUCUCUUUUUGCUGUGGUGGUUGUAGGUUUGUUUUAACGGUGCACAUGCAAUGUUCCCAAGCAUUUUAAGGUCUACAACAUAAGAAAGGAGCUGCCACCAUGUGCAUCCCAGCUGGGUUCUUAUUCCAAUUCAGUGCACACAUUUUUAAAGUGCUGCUACUUGCUCGUAUCAUCCGGUUUCUUUUGCUUCCCCUUGCUUGCUCUAAACCUAUCCUGCUUGUGGUCUAUAGCUUGCAAUUAGCACCACUUAAUAGCUGUUAAAUAGGGUAAUUGGCUGUUAUCCUCACAGAGGUGUUCCUUUAGCAGCUGAUAUUUCUCAAUGAGCCCCAGCUAACAGUCGUUCAGCUCUAAGAGGAAACCCAAAGUGAAAUUCAAUUAUUUCCUUGCUCUGAAAAUCAUGGUUCCUUCCUGUCCUGUAAGGAUUUUUCAUGGGCUGGGGGAUAAAAUUUCACAUUAUCUGUUUUAGUAAGCAAUGUAGAACAAAUCACAGCAGAUCACAGAUUUCCACAGGGAUAUUUUGUAGACAUUUUCACUUUCCAGAAAGAGAUGAUGAAGACUUAAAAUGUCGUUCACUAAUUGGCUUGUCCUCCUGCAGUGUUACCAUAUGUGAGUAGAAAGAGUUGAAAUGCCAACUAAAAAAACAGCUGAGGAAAUUGAUGGUCCAUAGAUGGUCUGAGGGAGGUUAUUACUCAUUUUCUGCUGACUCUAAAGAUGGCAUUCACAUGCCUUCUUCAAGAUUGGUUCAAGAAGCGGGUCUGAGCCUUAUUGGGAAAGCUGGGUUUCAUUCUCUUGGGAUGUCAUGAUGGUAAUGACGGUAAAGAAGCUGGAUUUAUUUGCCACCAUCACUGCUAUAUGUUAGGUAUGAUUGUGUUUUCUUACCUGGGUUCAGUCAUACUCAGUACCAGAUAUGUGCCACUUGUGCUCCACUACUGACUCAGGCAUUGGCAAACUCAGCCCUCCAGAUGUUUUGGGACUACAACUCCCAUCAUCCCUGACUACUGGUCCUGUUAGCUAGGGAUGCUGGGAGUUGUAGUCCCAAAACAUCUGGAGGGCCAAGUUUGCCCAUGCCUGGUCUGACCUAUAUAAUUGUUCAGAGCUCACCUGGGAACCAAUCCUAAACUCAGUUCUCCACAGUUCUGCAAAAAGUUGUGAUUUGCUCAGUGGCAAACACCAGAUCAUUGCUAUGAUGUGCCACAUGUGUUGGACCCUGAGGUACUGCGUAUAUAAUCCUGAGCUUGACCAGAUAAAGUGGUUCAGUGUAGAUACUAAGUCAUCCAACACCACUGUGUGUGGCUUCUUCAAGACCACCUCUGCCAGCUCAGGUAGGAAUGUUGUUGCGCACCCUAACACAAACCCGUACUUGUUUGAAUGCCCACACCAUACCUCAGAUUUUCUGGCUUGGAGUGACAUACACUUACUUACUUACUUACUUACUUAUUUAUUUUAAAAAAUCCCUGCUCUUUCGUGCAGAUCUGGUUUAUCAGAAAACUUACAUUCUAAAAAUUAUCUUUUAGAAAAAAAGCUAUGCACACAGCUGAACAAAUACCUGUGUGUAUGCUCACAACAGACCUCAGGUUUUUGGAAUUUAUGGUGAGUGGGGAGGUACUAAUUAAGGGAAGGGAUGCUGUAGUCUAAACCACUAAGCCUCUUGGGCUUGCCAAUCAGAAGGUUGGGCGGAUUGAAUUUGCUCUGUCCCAGCUCCUGCCAACCUAGCAGUUUGAAAGCAUGCCAGUGCAAGUAGAUAAAUAGGUACUGUUGUGGUGGGAAGGUAAAUAGUGUUUCCGUGCACUCUGGUUUCUGUCACGGUGUUCCGUUGCCUUGAGUAUAUCCCUUGUGAAACAACAACAGGCAUCACCUUGGAGAAGACUUGGUGCUUCUCUGCACCUUUUCCAACAGGGAGUGGACAGUGUGGUAUAAUAGAGCAAGUGAUAGGCAGGUGGGGAACACUGGCCCUGGGGGCUGAAUGUGGCCUUCAGAGUCCUCCAUUAAGCCAUUGACAAUCACUGGUUUCUGUCACAGUGUUCCAUUGCGCCGGAAGCGGUUUAGUCCUGCUGGCCACAUGACCCGGAAAGCUGUCUGUGGACAAACGCCGGCUCCCAUGGCCUGAAAGUGAGAUGAGCGCCGCAACCCUGUAGUCACCUUUGACUGAACUUAACCAUCCAGGGAUCCUUUACUAAUUGAGGAGAGGGAACAACAACAUCCAGUGUGAAAAUAUCCCACUAACAUCACCCACUAGCAUGGAUAAGAAAUGUGGAAGUGUAUGGACACAGCCCUAGGCUUUGUUUGGUAUAAAUUUUCUUUGAAAGAACUUGCUUUGUAGGUACUAUUAACACUGCUGCGUCUGCCACCAUUAUGAUCACAUUGUGUCUAUUUUCUUUUCGUUGAGAGCAUCUUCAGUGUGUUAAAUCUUUCACAGAUGAUAAAUCAUGGCAGUUUCACAGUACAGGGUCCAGGCACUGGUAAUAACUUAUCACCACUGAACUUUCCUUUUCCUUUAUUGCAUAGUUACAACCUUCUCAGCAAGAAAGAUUAAUUGUGGUCACAGAUAAAAAGCGUUUAAAUGGUGGGCAUCUAUCAAAUGAAGUAACCCAACAUUUAAAGGUAUUAGCAGUGAUUGCAAUAGAUUUCAACAGAUGGACUCCCCCACCCUUAAGACAUCCUAUUAAGUUGUAUUUAACAUUCUAUUUUACUCAUUGCGAACUCUUCAGAAAAUGGCAGGAUGGAAAUAAAAUCAUAGUAUCAAAGAACACUAUACUACAAGAUAAUAAAAACAGUCAUUUGGAGAGAGUAUUUGACAUUGCGGGAUAUUAGAUCCCUGCCCCUUUAAACCACUUCCAUGGGCUGAUAUGCUGUAGGCAUGAUAAUAGUAAAAGAUGACCCUUUGAGGAAGAAAAGAGAAUUUGAAAAGUUAUUUCAUUAGAGGCCAUUUUAAAGGCUUUCUAGCUAGAUUACAUAAAAUUGUAUCAUUUUGUACACUGCUCAGUUUUAUUUGUGAGAAAGGCAACCCCCUAUUUACGUUGAGGUUGCGUUGCAAGGCACUGCGUGUUUAAGUGAAAUUGUUUCUAUUUGAAACACAAUUUUAAAAGCCUGUGAACAUCCAGUUCUGCCUCACCGCAUCCCACCCGUUUUGGUGCUGAUUUUGUGACUUCCAGGUUCAGCAUGUGAUGCCCAUGUGUGAGGUGCACAUACUGAACCCACAUAAAUGGGUUUUUCCCUGUAUAUAGGUUUGCUUUCGUCUGGCUUUUUUUGGUCUGAUGUGUUCAAGUCACUUCUGGGUUUGGCGCUUUGUGCGAUCGUGCAUCAAUCGGACACGUGUCAAUUGGUUUUUGCCUGUAUAAUGUUUGAAUUAGCUCUUAGAGGCAGGCUUCAGAGGUCUCUGAGAGAAAGAGGAGUCUGAAGAUUAACUUUUAAAAAUGCUCUUUAACGCCCUCACCAUUUGUCUGAUGUGUGGAAUAUACUACUGGAAGGCCACUUGGCCACUUGUGACAGACUGUAGGAUUUGCUACACACAACACUUCCAUGUGAGACUAAGUCAGGUCAUACAUUGUUUAUCCAAACAUUAAUGGUUGGCCAGCAGCCCAGGUUCCCUCAUGCUAAGUGCUUGUGUCUCAGACAUAAACUAAUGCUGUGCGCACUGCAAUGUAUGGAAAUCUAUCUUGACAUAACUGGGUAAGGGAUCAGGCCCUGUCAGGCCUGAGCUCUAGGCAGUGGUCUGAACUGAACCACGAGCCAAGAAUUGCACCAGGAGAUCAGAGUCAAGAGACACAGCCAGCAGCUGAGACCAGUGUGUAAACUGGGACCAAAAGACAAACCAGGAAGGAUUAAGGAUCCAAUCAGUAACUUUCCUGUUUGUCUACUCCACUACUGUUUUGUUUACCAUGUUCCCCUAUCUCUCCUAUCUAGUGAAACUAAUAAGGUAACCUUGCCGAUUUUCACCAAUGUCUGGUCCCUAGUAUCUGGUGAAAACUGAUAAAGUCAGGGGAAGUCAUUGACCUUUUCUUCAGCAUUUCCCCUACUCUGCUUCUUCGAAAGGGCCUGAAUAGUUGCACCAGCACAAGUAUAGAUAGUAAUACUUGAAUUUAACACAACAGUGAAACUAAUGAGGCAUCAAUAGAACGGACAAGGUUUUUUUCUAAUUUCACAGAGUUAAGAGAGGGUUGACAGUGAGGGAAAUAGCAGAUGAGAGCAGCUUGGAAAAGGAGAGGAAACUGGGUAACAUGCAACACAUGUUAAUUGUGGCCAUACACACUACAGCAGCACAAAUGGAUGCCUUCAUCUGCUCCAGCUGCAACAAAACAUGUCUCUCCUGCGUGGGCAACUGCCCAACAAUUUGUCUUCACCCCCAAAGGUACACUCUUCCAUUGCCUUUUUAGACAGACAGAUGCCAUCAACAUACACACAGAGAAUGAAUGAAUGUGUGCAUACAGAGAAAAUUUUAAAUGUGAAAAAAUGCUUACAACACAGGCAGGUUGGAGUGCAACUGCAAAUUCACUUUUACUAUCCAUUACUACAAUUGCCCAAUAGUUGAUUUCUGUCUUUCACAGGCAACAUGGGAAGAGGAUAUGGAACACAUUCUGCUUCAAAUCUAUUCCUUAGGCUCUGAUACAGACUUCCCACCCUAUAUCUAUUCUGUCUGUGGGCUAAAUACUUUUUCUGUCUACAGUGGUACCUCGGGUGAAGUACUUAAUUCGUUCCUGAGGUUCGUACUUAACCUGAAACUGUUCUUAACCUGAAGCACCACUUUAGCUAAUGAGGCCUCCUGCUGCUGCCACGCCGCCGGAGCACAAUUUCUGUUCUCAUCCUGAAGCAAAGUUCUUAACCUGAAGCACUAUUUCUGGGUUAGCGGAGUCUGUAACCUGAAGCGUAUGUAACCUGAAGCGUAUGUAACCUGAGGUACCACUGUAUAGGCUAAAUACUUAGUACUGAAUUUUAAGUCCCUCUGAUAGUCUUUUUAUUGCUAAAGGCUGUGGUAUAAAUGCCUCAAGUAAAUAAAUGCAAAGUUGGCAUACCAUGUACAUUAUGCUAGAAUUUUGCAACUAUAUUAUAGAUACCAGUUCUGCUUUGGAAUUUUGUUAAGGUCUCAAAAAGUAUUACUUUUUAUUGAGAAAAGGAGUAAUAUUUAAUUUCUGCCUUCUCCAGAUAUUCACCUCAUUCUUGUACAGGAGACUGUAAAUGGUGAAAACUUCCUAAUUAUUCAUUCUCAAGCACAUGCACACACCAAUGACUUGUCAGUCUCCCACACAAAGCACAGCAGAUAAUCUUGGAUUUUUCCCCCAGGUACUUUUCAAAUGGCUAAAUAACUUCUUAGUACAAGUAGAGGAAGGCGUAGGCUGGUUCCAGGAAGUCUCUUGCUCAGGAUCCCAAGAAUCAUUGUCUUUCAUCACCCAAAUAGGCCUUGGCAGAUGGUGUAGCAGAGUGUGAGAUUUGUAGGUGUGGCUCAUUUUCUGGCAAGGUGGUUUAAACAACAACAACUUAGAGUUAUUAUAUCCAACAACUGAAAAAUCCUUUCUGUUUUCUUUUCCCUAUUCCCAGCUAGUAUUGCCAGAAUAUUCGAUCCAUAGCCUUUUCUGUAUAAUGUUUCUGUGUGCUCAAGAAUGGCUGACCCUUGGCUUGAACAUUCCUCUGCUUUUCUAUCACUUCUGGAGGUAAGUCAUAUUCCUGUUUGGAAGUUCAUUGUUUCCCUUGCUGCAUCUGUCACUUCCAGAGAAGCUUAGAUAGGCUAGUUUUAGCCUUUUGGUUUUAGUAAUCCAGGAGGCUUUAAGGCAGACUGGAUUCUCCCAAUAUUUCCCCCUUUUCUCUCCUUUAGAACAAUAAUUACACAAACAGUCUUGUAAAAGGUAAAAAUUUGCCCACUCAGAGUACUUGUUGAAGAGUAACAGAUACAGCAGCUUUGUUCAGGCAGACUUAAAAUGGUAGUUCAAUUACAAAGACAUACUUAAGUCUAGCUUAAAAUGGAGUUUGAGCUUGGAGCUCAGACUUAGCAGAUGUUCUACAUUGGGGUAGGCAACCUAAGGCCCGGGGGCCAGAUGCAGCCCAAUUGCCUUCUCAAUCCAGCCCGCGGACGGUCCUGGAAUCAGCGUGUUUUUACGUGAGUAGAAUGUGUCCUUUUAUUUAAAAUGCAUCUCUGGGUUAAUUGUGGGGCUUAGGAAUUCGUUCAUCCCCCCCCCCAAAAAAAAUAUAGUCCGGCCCACCACAUGGUCUGAGGGACGGUGGACUGGCCCAUGGCUGAAAAAGGUUGCUGACCCCUGUUCUACAUUGUUGGCAGAGCAGAAAGAGGAAGAGAGCGUGGCCUGGCAGGCAGGAUAGCUACGCCCUUCCCGUGUCUCUCACAGAGUCCUCUCUAGCAAACUUCAGGAAAACUCUGUCAGCUUCAGCUCCUAUCAUGUGCCUAUCUAGCAAAACAUGAAUUGUUGGCUUGACUGCCUUUUAAAUAUCCCACAGCCCCUAGCUUCUCAUGACAAAUGGCUUGUGUAUAGGCUUUUCCUUCACCAGAUGUUUCCUUUUCUUUUUCAGGUAUUUCCACUGUCCAGCAGACAGUACGGAACUAGCAUAUGACCCUCCUGCAGUAAUGAAUGCAGACACCUUGAUCUACUGCCAAAGAGAGGCCUGGUGUAAACUAGCUUUCUAUCUCCUCUCGUUCUUCUACUAUCUUUACUGGUAAGCUUGGUCUCACUCCCCUCAAGGAGACUGGUAAAGACCUUAGAGGAAAUGUGGGCAAAUCUUGGUGCUCCAGAGGUUGUUUGAGUACAGCUCUCAUUGGCCAUCCUGGAGGCCCACAUCCCUGUCUUAGAGGGUGGAUCUGGGGGGGCACUGAUUUCCCCACACCUGCUUUAGAGGGUAGAGCGAUUGUGGGUGGACAGAGGCUAGGGAAGAUCUGUAGUUAUUGCAGCUAAGAACAACACUUAACAAAGAACAGGCAGGGUAAUAUUGUUUGCUGAGGCUUUCAGAUUCUUUGUGCAAACCUCUGAUACUCUAUUAAGGUGUAGCGCAACAAUAAAUGAGUAAUUAUUUUGUGUAGCAGUCUAUGCAUUUUAACAUUUUCUUCCUUCCUUGGUACAUCUUGUACCAAUUUCAGCUCCUAUUUUUGAGUCAUCGCAGAGUGACACGCACAGAGUUCUGUAAAACCACUGGGCACACCCAAGUUAUCAUAAUGGAAGGAAGCUAGCAAUUUUCAGGGUGUGUUUGUAAGUGAGGGAUUUCCAGUACUUUGAUUGAUAUAUAUAUAUAUAGAGAGAGAGAGAGAGAGACUGAUGGUAUGCUUCAGAAUGAGAGAUUCCCCCCCCCCCCAGCCGCAGAUAUGAGCUAAUGAAAGACCAUUAGAACAUGUGUUGGAUUAAAGCUCCUUCCCUGAGGCAGCAGUGACCUUGAUUUGCCCAAAUGUACAACUUCCUAGCCAAUUAUUAAUGAAGGUAUUAGUUCAUUUUCUUGGGCACAUUUAGGAUCUGGCCAAUGAAGCUUCAAAGUGCCAUAAAGGAGGUAGAGCAGUGUUUCUGAGGCUGCAUACACACUCCCAUUUAAUCUGCAUCCACCACUGGUUAGAGAAAUGUUUUGUUGUUUAGUCGUGUCCGACUCUUCUUGGACCAGAGCACGCUAGGCACUCCUGUCUUCCACUGCCUCCCGCUGUUUGAUCAAACUCAUUCUAGGAAAUGUUGUACACAUGGCCUUAGCCACAAUCUAUAUCUAUCCUGUAUCUGCCCUGCUUGCUUCUUAUGAAAUACUGCAUUUUGAUGCAUUUUCCCUCACCCAACUAGCUCUGAUCCAAAUUGAGAAAAAUAAUAACCUAGUUACAGUUUAAGAUGGCAACGUGUACACAGCCUAAGAAGCUGCUUUUGCCCCUUAAUCCAUUGCACUGCCGCAGCCCUACCUUAGUUGUGUGCCACCAGACUUAACACACUUCUUUUGUGAGCUGUUAAUACAUCAGGAUGUGUGCUCAUGCUUCAUUACCUGGAGAAAGCUACCAUGUAUAAAAGCAGCAAAACACUUUUCUGGCAACAAUACCUUUUAUAGAUUAUAUAAUCUGCCAUUAACCUCCGCAGACUGCUUAUAAGUAAAAUCAAUUUGGAAAGAGUACAGUGAAUAAAGUAAACUGCUGACUGCUCUGAAAUGGGGACAUAGGAGGGUGGUUGGCAAUGCAAGGAGGACCGAAUUCAAGGAACAGGAAGUGGAAUGGCAGAACACUGCCCAGAUUGCUAAUAGAUUGAGAGAAGAACCAUGUUACCUGUCAGUGAGGCUGAACCAGAGGUGAUGGCAACAGAUCCAUGUGUUCUAAACAUGUAUCUCCUCCAAGCAUAUAGAAAAUAGAGAGCACAAUCAGUUUUUAAACAGCAGGAGGAGUGAAUGGUUGCAGAGCACAGGUUCCUUCCCUCCCCUGCCACACAAUAAGUUAUUUUCCACCUCAACCAGGCUGGUGUCCCUUUUGAUGCUAAGACCAGACCCAUCUCCUACUGAAACGUUCCUCUUUGGACAUGUCUGA